AGCGACGGUCGCUGCUCUUUUUCUCGUCGAGCAGGGGGAGUAGUCACAGCUGGAAGGAUAAUAAGAUGCGCAUGAAUUUACAAUCUGGAAUAUAAAAUAAGAGAGAAUAAAUGGACCUCUUAGCAAGUUCGUGUGCGUCUGUGCGUAAAAGUUAAGUUACUUGUUGGAUACGGGUUACGACGAGACGCUUUCGUGUGUGCUUUCAUUUAAGUGCAGGAUAACAAACUUCAGACUCCGCUGUCCUCAGUUGAUGGAGUUACAAAGUUUCUUCAGUCCACUCACAAUGGAAAGAAAAGCACCCUUCGAUGACUGCAAAGGUAAAGUAUCGUAUCUCAAGUGUUUCAGGCGAUGUUUUGUCGCCUACAUUUUGUAAAGUUACAUCCGAACAACAGCAAAGUUUCCUUUGAAUGUGUAUAUUCGACUAUUGUAUAACUUGUUUUGCUGGCAUUCAGUACUCGGGUUGUGUUCUGCCAGCAAGCCAAUCGAAAGUGGGAGGGGUGCAGAUGUUCAACAGCCUUGAUUCCAGAUGUUUAGUGGAGGUUGAAGUCUUGUAAACAGAAAUGAUAUGCUUGAUCAACCCUUACGCGUCUUUAAGUCAUCACGUUUGCAUUUUACGCACGUCCAUAGUCCGGAGUUGUUUAAGUGAUGUUUAUCAAAAAGGCAAACUAUUGUCCAAGCCAAGUAAAAAAACUUCCUGUAAGUUGUUGCUACUGUAGGUGCAAUAGCUGCAAUAAGGCUACACGAGUUUGCUAAGUCUAGCAAUGGGGACUACUUAGAAACAUCAAAGCAAGGCAGUACACGUCUUGUAGGUAAAUAGAGUUUUCCUCCCCAACAUAGGUUCAUAUUGAUAAAGUCUUGAUCUCAAGACAGAUGUAUCUCUUUCUGGAAUUCGUUGGUGAUAACAUUUUGAGUGUAUUAUUUGCUGAGGAAGUUUGCCCAAAAGAUAGCCUAUUUGUUAAUGUAACAGAUGUACCAAAUGUACCAACUUGGAAGAGAAGUAGUCAUGUCAUUCAUUGGUAGGGGAGAGUGGGGUAAGUUGAACCAAAGGGGAAGUUGAGCCACCCCCUGUUGCUUUGAAAUGGUAAAAGAAAUUGAUCAUGUGACCAAAUAUUAAGGAGAUGGGCAUCAAUUCAUAGAGUCUGUGAAGGUAAGAAGCACACGGGUGAAGGGGUUAGACUUUUAUUUACAAAAGAAAAACAUUUUUCACUCUUGAAAGUGAAUUUAGUCUGUCAUAAGUUUAAUUGGAAUUGUGUUCAGACCAAAAAAAGAUAAUUUAAAUUAGUUUUAUACAUCAAUUGUGGUAUCUAUGAGCCACAACAUGAGGUCAAAAACCUAGCAUAAAAGUCCACCAUUUUAGCUUAGAGGACUAAUAAAGUCAUCAUAGUAGUUCAGGGGUAAGUUGAACCAGUGGUUUAACUGAGAAAGUAAAGGAGUCUGAUGAGAGGAUCAGAGUUUCAGCUCAGAUUGUUAAAAUGUGUUACUUUUUCUUUUCAAAAAUACAGCUGUGAAUGUUCUGAAUCACUUAAAGACAUUCUCAUGUUAAAAUGACUUUUUACAAAACAGCUUUUUAGCAGUUAAAUGCAUUAAUAAUAAAAAGAAUUAUUGUACCUGUUGAAUAGUGUAUAAUAGAUCAAAAAUACACACGAAUGUGAAGAAGUGACUGUAAUUUAGGGAAAGAGAAGGUGAGGGAGGGCUGGGGUGGAGAGUGGGGGGCAGUAGGGAUACAGCUCAACUUAUCUCACUCCUAUGGUCAACUUACCCCAUACAUGGGGUAAGUUGAUCAUAAGAGACCACUUUUUUUGGCAUGCUAUAUUAUCAAGACAGUUUUGUUUACACUCAUUCUGUUGGUUUGCAGGGAUGCACGACAUCUUGAAAUAUAUGCAGAUACACUAGUUAGAGACAAAACUAUGAUUGUCUUGUAGUGAUCCAAAAUAUGAAAAAUGGCUCAUCUUACCCCACUCUCCCCUAUGUGAUAAUGUCCACCAAGUUUGCAAAGAUGAAUUCAACUACUCUUUUGUAGUAAUAAAGCCCCGUGUGUUUUUCUUUCUGUGUUUGUGGUGACAGGUUUCCUGUGGUCGGAGUGGAUUACUGACCCCAGAAAAGAGAAGGAGUACCACCCCAGGAUAUGAAGUUCAUUGCAGUGAUUUUACUGCAGAAGUCUGCAGAUUGUUUUAGGAUUGUUUUAUCCAUCAUUUUAUCCAGGUGGGCAGAUCAGCUAUUAACCUCCUAAUUUAUUAAAACCAGUUCUGAUGUGUUAAAAGCACAGCUCUGACUCACCAAAACUGAUGUGGACCAAAUAUCUGCCCAUAACGGAGUCUACCCACGCCGUGCAUUUUUCGGCAAACCUUAACUAAAACUUCCCUAUUCAACAUUUCUCGUUGCCAUUGGAAGAAACCCAAUGUCUGCCUCCUCUCCCCCAUCUUUCCCUCGAGCCUUCCUCCACUCUCUCCAUCCGCAUCACCCAUUCUCACCGACUGCCCCGUCCCCAUCGCCAAGCCCACCUGGACCACUGUACACACGGCUGUCCAACGGCAGUCAUAGUGUCCCAAGCCCCACAAACUCCCGCAGCUCUUUCCAUGGGGUUUCCUUCCUGCUGCAAAUUGGACUGACCAGAGAAACGGUGAACCUGGAAGCCAGCGACCUGUCACUGUCCUCAGUAAAGGACCUGGUGUGCUCCAUAGUGGACCAGAAGGUAAGAGUUUGUCUUGUGGCACCUCUUGUGAUUUAUAUACUGUUUUCUGUUUGAAAGGACAACUUAUAAUUUUUGGGUGUCCCCUGAAGAGAAUAUGUAUUUUUUUUUCAGUAAACUACAUAAAGCCACCGUAAUUAGAUUGUCUUUAAGCUGCAGUAGUCACACCGAAUACGGCAGAGGGCUAACAUGAUGCACCAACAUGUGUUUUGCCAUCUUCUGCCUUAUUCAUCUGUUCUGGUUUUGUUUUCAAAAGCAGACAUCUGGGCCUCGUGCCCUAAAAUGAGUCAAACACCACAAAAGCAUGCACACAACAGCACUGAUGCUUUUCUAGUUACAGGGCAUUGUCUGGUAGUGGCAGUUAUUUAAACUGUGGCACAAUAUUGCUGGACAAAGGCAGUGCAUGUGCAUAUAUACAUCCUCAUGAACAUACCAAGAACUCCCUGGUGGGUUCCCUCCGCCUGUGUGAUGAUUGAACCUUCUUUACUUUCCAUGACAUUGUUAAUGUGUUGUAAUGACACGGGAGUGUGGCCUCAGCUGGAGACGUGGCGCUAAGCUCAAGUUCAAGCUGCAUAAAUCCCUGUUUUGUUCAAAUAUUCUCAUAAACUUCAAAUUUUCUGUUCUCCUUUACUUGUGCUAAAGAGGUUUGACAAUCCUGAUCAUUGUGUUUGCCUGCCAUUGUGCAAGUGUAAUUGUUUUUAACAUGCAAAGUUAAGACAUUUAAAAUUCCCUGUAUCUGAUGAGGAAGCAUAUAAUAAUAAUAAUAACAAUAAUAUUAAUUAUAGAUUUUAUUUGUAACGCACUUUACAUUUGAAAACAAAUCUCAAAGUGCACAAGGAUAACAAAAAAAAGGCAACAAUAACAACAAAAUCAAGCAACAGAACAAAACAAUAAAAGCAGUCAGCAGAUAAAAUCAGUCCGGAUAGGCUUUCAGAAAAAGGAAGGUUUUGAGCCCUUUUUUAAAAGCAUCCACCGACUGUGGAGCCCUGAGGUGGUCGGGGAGGGCGUUUCACAGACAGGGAGCAGCAGCCUCGAAGGCCCUGUUGCCCAUGGUCUUGAGCCGAGUCCUGGGCGGGCGCAGACGGUGCAGUUGGCCUGACCGGGUUCUGGCCAACUGAUGUGGACCAAAUAUCUGCCUAUGGUAAUUCAUAGGGCAACAAACAACAACAAGCUUUGUAAAGUUACAUUAUUACAGCUGUAGUGAUUUUUUUGGACAACAAAACUGUUCAUUUCAAAAGGAAGAGCACAGAUAAGCAGUAGUAGAAGGUAACAAUGUAAAUGUACUUAAGUAGUGUACUUAAUUUUACUUUUUGAUCUGUAUCUGUACUUUACUUGAGUAUUAUUUUUGGAGACAUUUUAUAACUGAAAUCUUCUGAUACUUAAAAGACUUUAACCACACUACAUUUCUAUGUAUGUUCUCAUUACUUUUGCUCUGGAGUCAGCAGAUGAAUUUCUUCUAUUUUCUAAAGUGUUGCCAGAAAGAUAAUCAAGUGGUUGGACAUUAAACAAAUGUAGGGCAAAUAUCACUCAGAUAAGUUCAUUUAUUGGUGGUAAUGAUGGCUGCUGCAGACAUAAUGAUUCUCCAGUUAAACACCCAUGGCCCCUUUUUGGAUAUGAAAAGUGAUGUGUGUGUUAAUUCUUAUUUAUGCCUCGAAAGUCCUUGUGGUUUCCCUCAUUUACAAUGUUGUGAAAUACAGAAUUCCCAUUAAACAGACAAAAAAGGAAUAUUUUUGCCACACCCAAACUUAAUCAUAAAUUUGUAGUCCAGCUCUGGAAAAGCAUGUUGAGAUGUGUAGCUAAACAUUUGUUUAAUUCCAGAUGAAACUUUUAUACAAAGUUGUCUUUGCUUGGUUGGCUUCUUCUUUUAUUAUUUAUCCCUUUAUUUUGGAGCUGCAAAUCUGCAGCAGUCUGUUCGAAAAAGUGCAAACACUUUUUUUCCAACAGUAUUUUGAGAUUUGUUUUGAAAAUGUCUUAUUCAAAUCUUGAGCCUAAGACUAAAGCAAGUACUCCAGUACUUCAACUCAAGAUGGAAUUUAUCUGAGCAACUUCCACUUUCAAUGGCGUUAUAUUUGACCAGGAGUAUCUAUACAGUGGUUCCAGUAAUGAAGUUGUGUCCACCACUGCAAAUACGUGAUGCAAAUUAAAAAAGAGAAAGAGGGUAUCUACUGUGAUUUACUGUAAAUACCAAAAAGACACAUUUGUCAACAUAUGUAGGUGCUUACUCAGAUAUUAUCUGCUUUGGGCUCAUGGAUGUGUCCCUCAUGGAUGUGUGGGAUUAAUGGUGUGCAAAGCCCACCAGACUAAUGAAAUGGCUCCUUUGUGCAUCCACACAUUGCUGUUUUUUUUAGCCUCCUGUGUGUAAUGAUGAUUGCUCCAUUUGUGUUUGUAAUUAUCAUCUACUAAAUCAAAAGGAGGAUGAUUACAGAAAACACUUUCAUCAGCCACCAGGAUCUGAACAUUUAGGUCAGACUGAGCUAUUUUUAUAUUGGAGAUGCAGUUAAUGGAAAUAAGAAAAAAAUAAAUGGGGAACAAAGAAGAAGAAGAUAGUGAAGCUAUUUGUAUUGCGUCUGUACUGUGUCCUUUGGUUCCAUGCUGUCCAAGUUGACAUUCCAGAGGAGCAGGGUAAUGUUGUUGUUCUUUACGAGGUCUGUUGAUUCUCUCUAGCUAGUUAUGAACAGUUCUGGUCCGCAGAGCAGAAAAUCUCAUCACUGCGCAUAUUUACAUGGGUCCUGUAACAUAUUGGCAUGGCUGCAAGAAUCUGUAACAGGAAAAGGGUGGGAAUUACAAAUCCUUGUUUACAGUCCUUACAGAAAAUCAGUGCAGUAUUUUCAUUGAGUGAGUGGGUGCUGAUUAUUCACUAAGGGGAGAUCAGGAUCAGCUUUUCCUAUGAACUAUUUUAUCACUUUAUGUCACUUUCAAACUGCAUAAGCUGCUGAAAGAUAAAACAGGAAACUAUCUGAUUUAUGGACAAAUGUCAUGGGAAGGCUGUGUAUAUAGCAAACUUCUGAAAAUAUUAUACAUUCUUUGCAUCAUGAUAUUCUGAACACAAUCAGCAUAUAACAUAUCCAGCCUAGUCAUCCACGCUAUUGUGUACUUUGUCCAUUAGACACUGCCAAAAAGUGACUGCCUCAAGUAUUUCGUGAAAACCAGCCAUAUGGCUUUAAUAUCAAUGGAAAAUAUGACUGUGGGCCUUCUGCACUCUCCAGGCCAUCCCUGCCUCAUUUCUUGCUCUAAAAUAUGCAUGACAAUGGUAAGCCUUUUACAAAGUCUGUUCAUCCUGGCCAACUUUUCCAGCUGAGGAUCUCUGACCCCGGCUUAGCUGUGGGGCCCUCAGGUGUCUGUCAGCAGAAGGAAGAGGGCUCUCGACUCCAUGGAGUGGUAUCUGCAUGAAGAUAGAUUUUCGAUAGGAGUGUAGUCCCCUCCUCAUGCUGCUGUUUCCUCAACUGAGAGCUGGCCUGCUUUAUAAGUGACUCACCACACAGCCAUGCAACAAACAGGGAUUCUUAUCCCCACUCAAAUCCAUCCAUUCAUUGUCAAACUUUUCUGCUGUGUCAGCUGUUGUGAACUUUCACAGUGGGAUUAAGUUUGUGUAUAGACCAUGAUGUUAACCAUAUGGGCAAUUUGGUAGCCUGUAGCCUUGUAGCUCAGCAAUUUGUCCAACUCACUGCUGAUUAUGUGGGUCUGGGUCACUCUGUUGGCAGGGUGGGAACCCAGGUGCAGUUUUCUUACACAUGCUGGAAGAUGUAGCUCCCUCACUGUGUCCUUUCACUGCUCUGGAUUAUUUCAUGUACAAGCAAACUACAACCCCUCUAUGACAUCAUCAGACCGGUAAAGCUUAUUGUACUGGUGAGUUCAUGGGUUUAUAAGAGAUCUGCUUUAGAGAACUAAAGAAAAGAUCUGGAUUCAUUCAUAGUUGAAUGUUAGGUGACGCCACCAAAGCAUAGCUGUAUAGACACAUUGUGGCCCAUGUUUUUCUUAGUAACAGUGUUAACAGGCUAGUGUGUUGAAUACUCGAUUCUGGUUGGUGGAAAUCCAAUAACACUGAUGAUUAAUUCUCAACAUUUAAAUGAACAGCUUGAACCUACCUGUGUAUACUUAGUGGCUAUCAAAGAAACAGCAAAGAGAGGAAGAAAACAGUGCAGAAACGGCAAUGGAGGUUACAAGACACGACAUGAGACAAGACACUGAAUGGAAGAGACAUCUCCAGACAGAUAUGAAGCAAAACAAACAAACAAACAAAAAAAAGGACGGAUUGAAUGUAGAGAUGUCACAAUUUUGUCAUCAGAAUCUGAGGAUAUGAGUUUCUGUUGCUUAAGCUGUAUGGAUAAAUAAUUUUAAAGUAAAUAAAAUCAAUUUUAAAUCAGUAAUGUGUGGCAACUUGUUGAUGUCUAGUUCAAGGGUUGUGAGCAGAAUGAUGUAUAAAGAGCAGGUGGUUGUGUGCAUCAGAAUACAGGAUCAUGAUAUUGAUCAUGAGCAACAUACAGGGCGUUACAUUGAGGAAAUUGGAUUAGUUUUUUCUCUCUUAGUUUUUCUUUGUGUAAUAAAGACUACUACUUUACAUUUGUUUUGCAUCUAUUGAUACAGGAUUAGCCACUGUUUUCAGGUUAUGGAUGAAAAUGAAGAAUCUCUGGACUCCUAUUAUCAUUCACCUGCAUUACGGCCAGCAUUGGUCAUAUACAUUUAAAAGGCUAUGUCAAGUGCAAAAGAGGUGUAACACCUGUCGAGAUUAAUGCAGCACUUAGAUGUCUUAGAUGAGAUGACUUCAUAGUUAAACUAUAGAUGAUGGUGAUGCAUGGCAGAGGAAGUUUUUGUUCUUUUAUUGCCUACCAAUGGCUUCACCACAGGAGUCUCAAAUAGUGGCCCAUUGGCUGAGUAAUUACCCAUACCAUCGUCAGACCAUAGUGCAUGGGCUCUGAGAUGGAUCCCCAAUUGCUAUCAUUGUGAAUUGAACUUCCUUCAUAGCCAAUCACCAUCAACAGUCUCAAACUGCCACAGGAAGACAAGAAACUCAUGCUUGCUUACUUGACAUGAUACAAGCAGCAUAGGUCUAUAGAUAUGACAUCUCAGCUGCACAUGUGCAGUGUAUCACUUUUAAGCUGCUUGUAUUGGCAGUUUCAUUUUCAAAGUUCGGGACCAUGACCAAAAGUCAGUUUUCUGGUUUAGGGAAUUUUUCACUUGUCGUCAUGUCAGUUGCUUUUUUAGUUUCUUUUUUGUGCAUGUAACUUUGUGGCUUUUUAAACUCUGGUGUGUUGGAUCUUUACAAGACACCAAAAUGACAGUCAGUUUCGAGUCCAGUUUUUUUUUGCUUAGUCUUGGCUCCUGAGGACACAAAGAAAUCACUCCACAUUAAAUCCUGUUUGCCAUAUCAGAUGCAGUUGAACAGCUGGGAAAAAUUCUAGCUGCAUACGCUACCAUUCACUGUAUAUAAUGUGUAAUGGCUUCAAGGCUGACAUUUCACAUCAUUGGUGAACCCUUUACUUUUCAAUCCCCCUCAUUGUUUGACAGGGAGUCGUGCACUCUGUUAUAAUAGCUGUGUAUUGUAUAGAUUUCAUAUGGUCAUUCCUCUUCCUGCUAAAGAGUCGACCACAUGACUUGGCAAGCAUCCAAAGUGUAGAUCUGCUCACUGUGCUCUGAUCUGAGGUUACUAUUUGAGAAUAGUGGUUUGGACCACUUUCACCAAGUUAAGUGGAUAGGUUCAACUUUAUUUCUGGGCAACCUGGUCUUGAUUUGUUCAGUGUCAGCCCUGAGAGGAGUUAUUGUGGUUACUGCUGCUGCAAUCUACUUUCAAAUAUGUUUCAGUGUCUCUAUUUGGCACAAGGAUAUCAACUCGAAGCCAGGCUCCUUGAGGACUGUGAGAAAGGAUGAAUGGAGCCAGCCAGUGGGUGGUGGAGACCCUCCCAGUCGGGUACCAUCCAGCCAAGAUCUAACCUAUGAUGGCCCUUGAACAGCCCCCCCAGUGGCUUUGUGUAACUCUGAUUUGGGCCAGUCUUGUUUCGCUGGUCAGGUCUUGACUUUUCUGUCUGGUUUUGGAGGCUUGAUGAAUGGUGCUAGAUAAACAUCCAUAGCUUCCACUUGUUGAGCACUUCCUGUUUGGUGUCGCCCAAGUCCUCUCGUGCAGCCAGCAAGGGAGCAGCGGCGGGACAAAAGUUCACGACUCCCAGAGAAUGACUCCCAGUUAGCCAGCUGGUCAGCAUGGAUUGCCAGCCAGCCAGCGAGCCUGUUACAGAACAUUCCUCUUCAGCCAGGCAUUUUUGGAGGAUGAUGUGCUGUUGCUGGAGAUGGGUGGGAUUAGACUGCUAGGAAACUGAAAUAUUUCAAGCUAAACACUUGCUUUGGUUGUACUGAACAUCUGACAGAUUAUGACAGAUACUGUCAUGAGAAUGGUACAAUAAAAACAGCUUCGAUCUCAGGCUUUAUAAGACCAUUUUUAACUUACAACUAAGACAUCUUCCACAAACCAAGAAUGAACCAUGUUAUUUGGCAUUAUUUCAAGUUUUUCCUGCAAUCAAAAGUGGUGCUAAGAGCUUCGCAGAAAGAAAACAUUCAAAGAGCUUUGGGCAUAGGUAAUGGAAAAAACAUUAAAUCUCUGUUUUUAUGAAAACUUACAGCAUAGCAUUUGUUUGUAUGGUGUUGCUGCGUUUUCAAUCCAGCUGGAAAUGCUGUGAAAAGCAGCUGCCUCAGCCACAGGUCUCCCCACUGGUUUUGUCUGAGCUCUAACUCCCAGCUCUGGUUGAGAUCUGUACAGCUGCCUCUGUAAUUAGUGAGACAAAGGCUUUUGAGUCAGAAAGAGGCUACGUUAGGCUCCAUACAGUAAAAGAAAAAAAAGCUGAAUAUGAUAAAAACAAAAGGAUUUGAGGUUUUGUUAAUCUUUGGUUAAUAUCCGUCUGGUGAUGCAAGGUAGCCUCGCACUUGGCAGAGGAAACAAAAUCAGGUUAACAUUCCUGCCUCGAGAUUUAUUACUCUGAGCUGCAAAAGCAGAGACACCUUUGUUAGUUUGCAUUCACAUAUUCUCAUGAGGAUGUUGUAUCAGCCUUCAGGUGCCAUCAAGCAAAGGUUUAUGUGUUUUAUUCUUAUCAAGAUAUUACGAUUAGGCGUUAAGACUUUAAUCCAUGUAUGACCGUCCUUAAGUCUGACUUAAAAUGGGUUUGCUCUGAGAGAAAGUACCUUUAAAAGUGAGUAAUGGAAAAUAAAGUUAUAAAGAGAAGAAACUAAAGCGUAAAAAGCAAGAAAGAGGAGUGCAGAUGGAAAAAGUAGACUGCAGUUCACAUGGACUAAAACUAACUGAAACUCACAGAGAAACAUACGGGAAAUAAAUCACCGCCAUCUCCCUCACUCCCUUCCUUCAACAGUAUGAGCCCACAUCUGCAUGUUCCUAUGGAGCUGGCAGACAUAUUUCACCCCAGAGGACUUCUCAACAGCACAGGACUUAAUGUGUGAUAUCCAUGAGGCCAGACAUUUCCUGGAGAGCACAUUCAGCUUCUUCUCAAAGAAAAACAGGUCACACUUGAGUCAGAAUAUUCUGUGUAAGUACGGGUUUUGACUGCACACUGUCAUGGUUUUAGUCAUUUUCCAAAUUAGAAAGUCUUGAUAUUCAUUUGUAGCCAGGCUGGUGUAUUCCAAAACCAUAUAGUAGCCAUAUAGUCAAAUGAACUCUUCCAUACACAACUAAAAAGCCUACUAGCACAAGGAAUCUAUCAAUUUCCCCAGUCUUGGAGUAAUUUGUGGAAAAGGGAGAGAGAAGAAAAAGGGGGGAAAAAAAUCUCUGAUGUUAAGUGAGCUAAGUAAUUUCUACCAUCUGUAGUGCACAUUUCUGCCGCCUUGCUCUCCUCUAAAUGUAAAGUGGCAAGGCAGAACACAGGGCUCAGCCACAAAAGUGAGCCAAUGACAGAGUGGAGAAGAGUGUGGUCCUCCCUGGGGAGGGGGGUAGGGGAGACUAGGAUGGCUGUUUUGGCAGGCUUUGCAUGGGGCACAGAGAAGGUUGUGGCCACUAAUGUUAAAGCAGUGCCAGACCAUCGACAGAAGGCCACUCCUGCCACUAAGUGUGCCUCUGCUUUGGGUCUAUCCUGCAAUUCUAUGUUGCUUCAAACUGCCCUUCACCAUACUUAACCUCCGCUGGUGAUGGGAGAUAAUCUUGCAUUACCCUGAUCUCUGUUAUUUCUGGCUGAAUGGGCUUCGACUGUGAUUAUAUUGAGGUGGUAGGCAGUGAUAGUUAUAUGGAACCAUUUCAUCCUCAGGAAUCCGGGUGUCUUUGUCCUCAUGAAGCCAGCCACGUGUCGUGAUUUAUCAGUUACUUUCUGAGAGACUCUAUUAGUUUUCAUUCAUUAAUCUGUACCUGUAAAGUUCCCAAAAAGAGGACAUGUCACUUCCUUUUUAAUUUACUCAUUAAUGCUCCAGUUUCGCCUCUCCCUGGACUCGUGCACUUGCUGACAACCUCAGCACACUGACAGGACCUCAACCAUGACAAAAUGCUCAAGAGCAAGUUUGCGCUGACACUGACACUGCCCUUUUUUUUAGAUGUUAACCUGUGUUUGUUUGACCUGGUUUAUCUUUAACUUAAAUUUCAGGGUUAGUCGAAUGGAUGUUAUAAUCAUGACUUAUGCCCAAACUGUGUGAAGUACCCUUCAAUGAAGACCACAUAUUUUCUGUUCUAACUACACAGUCAUAUCAGCGUGGCAACAUUUGAUCUCUGCUGCAGGAGCAGGUUGCAGAAUGUCUUACUUUUGGUUGUUGUCUCAGUACUGUUUGCCUUUCCUGCUUUUCAAAGUAGUGAGUGAUCUGUCAACCUGAUAGGAAGGUGGCAGGGGAAGUGCAAUUACUUGUCAAUACAACAUGAAUGCAACAAGAGGCUGAUGUGUUGCAAAGGUCUAAAAAAGCACUUAAAUGCAGCUCAUUUUAGAAGCACAAUUUUACCUCAAAAAAAGGCACUACAGGAGAAUCGGAAAGAUACGUACUUUUAUUACAAUCCUGCUUUUGUUUGUUGGAGCGUUUUGAAACCCAAGGGGGAACAGUUAGACACCCAGCAUGACUCCUUUAGUCGCUGUGUGUCUUUCUCCAGGCAUUCUUGCUGUUCUGUUCGUUCCCCUCAGAGCCGCUCCCUGUUUCCAUAUUCUCCCUCGCUCCCGCUCUCCAAUCUGCUGUGGUUGGUGGAGCAGCACAGCUUGUUCAGUUUGUGUGCCUGCGUUCAAAUGACUUUUUUUUCAGUAUUGCACUUGCUAUUAUUUCAGUCUCUGCGCUUGCAUUUCUGUCUAUGUUUCAAAGGAAGGAAAGGAAGGCUGGUUUCGUUUUAAUAGAUUUUAAUUUUAGUUUUAAAUUCUUUCACACAAUUACAGCCGUAUUUCUCUGGAACUCCUUCAGCCUGUGUGAAGUAGGUUUGUAUUAUUUGUCACAUAGAGAGGGGAAACCACAAGCAGUUAGUGCCUGCCCUCUUUCUGAAAACCCCACAGUAAUUAUUAAUGUCUCUGUUGAGCAACAGCAGCAUGUUCCAACAUCCUGCUAUUACCGCGCACCUUCUGACCUUCUGCCCCAACAGAACAAGAGAAAGUGCUGUCGCCAUCAAUCUCGCACGUUCCCCCCUGGUUCACCUGUUUAUUUGCCCCGUGUGGAGGUGAAUCUGGCGGCUGUUCCCUGCUUCUCCAAGCGAGGGAGGGGAGAUGGAGUGUGUACUGCAGUAUAUCUGUAAGGCGGAGGUGCUGGCGGAGAUCACAGCGGGGCUAUAACUCAUCAGUGGUGUGCGGGGGCCUGGCCAAGCAUGUCUUAGAUCACACUGCUCUCUUCCUGAGAGGCCUAAGAUCCUGUGACUCAGCCUUCCUCUUCUCCGUUUGGCCUCUAGACACUGUCGAUACAUGCAAAACUCCUGCACUCAUAGAUGCAUGUUAGCAGAUGCCCACACAUGUGCAGGACAUCAUCAUUGUAGAAGGAUGAGACAGUUUCUAUCAUGUAUGUAAAAAAUUGGUACAACAAGGCCAACAGCCACCUGGCUCUCAUCGGUGAUACAGUGGCUGGAAACCAAGCACUGACCUCAUCACCAUUUUCUCCAUUUUUCUCCACAAGGCUUUUUGUUCUUCCAGCCAAAUUAUAACAUCAGAGUUUUCUUCUCUGAAUGUGAACAAUCAAGCAUCUAGAGAAUUUGUGUGGGGUUUUCUUUGGAGGGUUUCAAACCAGGAAGAGAUUUGGCUGCACACACACAGCACUGUUGUUGAUGUAAAUUUGGUAGGCAGUAUAGCUUUGUUAAAGUCGCUUGAUGAUUAAAAGAGGUUUAGGAUGACGUGUGUUUAGUCUAAUUUUACGUUGUGGUCUGGUCAAAGUUCUGGACCUGGAAUUGGUGGUAAGAGUUCUGAUUUCACCUUGUCUGCAGCAGAAAUGCAGAAACACACACACACACACACACACACACACACACACACACACACACACACACACACACACACACACACAAACUUGUACGCUUACAGCUGGAACGAAACAGAAGUGAAUUAAUUGCAUAUGAACACUUGGCACUUUUUCAGACUUUUGGGUUUUUCAGGCCGCUAUAUCUAAGUUUGGCUGCAGUGUUCACACGUCUUUGAAAUCUGCAAAAGUAAGACAAGGACUGAGAUGUUUUUAAGGGCUUUGAAAACAAGUCAAUGCUGGUUUGUGCAAAAAGAAAAAAAAAAAACAGCUGCAGAAAGUAGGUAGAGUCACAGCUAAGUGAUAGUGAAGAUUCUCAGCUUUUGUGGUUGAAAGUUCUCUGUUACGGUUUGAUGCACAUUGAAAUGCAACGGUGUAUUUAAAGUUCAGCUUUAUUCCAUGCUUAGCUGAAACUUUGAACACUGAGGAGCAUCAGAUAAGAAAAACUUAAUUGUGUCAUUCAGACUGAACCUGUCAUUUGGAUGUUCCACACCAAUACAGGCUCUUGCAGAAAAAACAGUGAAUGAACCGUGAGCCUUAUUCUGCCACAUGGAAGGAAACAGGUUAGUCAGCCCGUAAAGUGAGACAGCCGCAGCUUCUCUUGCCGUUCUCCCACCAAAUGAGUUUCCUUUCCGCUGCAUGUGGCUGCUUUAGUCAGUUGCUCUGAGUGGAGUCUUUCCUUUUGCAGUGGAAAGAAGCUCACUUGUCUUCAGCAGGAGCACAUGUUAUGAACUUGCACAGGUUUUGGAGAGAGAAAGAUUAGUUUGCUUGAUCAUGCUUGUCUUUCACUCAGCCCCCUCUAGUUCCUGGUGUGUUUUCUUGGCCUGGUCCUGCAAACAAAGUAGUAAAUAUGUAAUGCACUGUUGAAAUGAAGAAUUCUCGCUUUUCCUUUUUCAUGCACUGGCUACAAAAUAGAAAAGAAGAACCUUCUAUGCAGUUCAGGUAACACACUAAUAUGGAACAAUAUGUGCAAAACCACUAAAGCAUCUUGCUUGAUGAAAGGAAAGGUUAAAUCAUUAAAUCUUUGUGUCUUAUUAGCAGGAAAACCAUCAACACAUUCAUGAAGUUGACAUCCUUUUUGGGUGUUAAAUAGUUACUACUUCCUGCUGCAGGGUGAGUUGCAUGACAUUUUUAAUAGUAGAGACAAAUUGGCCCACCUACUCCUGAUGAACAGAUGGAUAUCUAAAAUUUGAAAUACAUGUAAUGAAAAUAUUUUCCUUUUUUCAAGAGGGGUCAAACUUCUCUGACUCUGUAUAACAACAUAACAGACAGUUCAUCGUAGUGAUGGGAAUUACGGCUCUUUUUAGUGAGCCAGAUCAUUUGGCUCAGCUCACCAAGAAGAGCCGGGUCUUUCGGCUCCCAAAUAGGAGUGGGAGAAAAAAUCAAUACAGCAUAGUACCGCAAUGUUUUGUCUGGUGAUAUAUUGUAUUGUCUCAUUUACCAAGUAACGAUUUUUCAAAUUAAUUGCUAAUAUGAAGUCAAAUCUAUGAUAAUGGAAAAAUAAAAUCAACUGUUCAUAGAGCAGGAGAAAGUUAUUUCAAUAAAUAUAUAUUAGGUUUGCAAGAUGUGCUACAUGAAAAUGAAAUACAGUGUACAUAAGACAAACAUAAAGGGAAGCCAAAUGCUAAAUUAGCUAAACAGCUGAAAAAACUGUUUAGAUCGCAAUAUAUUAUAUCGCAAUACUCACUGUAUUGCAAAAUAUAAAAAAUCUCAAUAAUAUCGUAUCGUGGCCCAAGUAUCGUGAUAAUAUCGUAUCAUGGGGCCACUAGUGAUUCCCACUUCUUGGUCCGUUCACAACCAACACAUCAUUAGUUCAUUGUAAUUUUUAGCCAUUUUCUUGCGUGUUUUAGUCUGCUUUUUCAGUUUUCUCUCCCUCCCUACUGCUCAUCUGGUAAAAGCUGCUCAUUUGAAUUUGUAAAUCAUCGAGGGGAAAAAGUACUUAAGUUGAAAAAUGUUACCAAACAUCCUGCCACACUUAAUUUCAUAUUUUUCUGCUUCACUGCUCACUCUGGUUAAAGAGCAGUCUUGCAAUAAUACUGGUACAAAGUUGAAUUAAUUUCCUUAAAAAGAAGAGCCUUUUUGAUGAACAGAGUAACAGUGGAAAUUGCCUCACAGGGGGAAAAAGGACUAUGUGAAUCAAAGGAGAAUUGUUUAAAACUAAGAAUUAUGGAUCGGAAAGAACUCAAAGCUUUAUUUUGAAUUUUAAAUGCCUAAUUUGGUACAACAAUGUUAUAACUGAAUGUAUGGAGUCUUUGAUAAAGAUGUUAAGUAAUUCAAAUUUUGUAAAAUAUUCAAAAGCUUUAAAUUGGUAAGAUUAUCCAACCUUUGUAGAAGUAUUGAUUACUGUACUGGUUUGGCAGUGACUCAGUUUCAUUUGAUUUUGUUCAGACAUAAGGGAUAUUUAAACAUUUGGGGAAAUUUGCUUAUUGAUUUUAUUACCAAGUUAAACCGUUUUUGGCAAAGCACAGUGACUUCCUAUAGUCUUGUUGUCACUAUGGAGUUGUUAGAUAACCAGAACAGGAAGUUACUCCCAGCCAAGGAAUACUCUGGCAUGUAACCCAUACUAAGACUGCAACUGUUCAUUUGAACACUUCCCUUUUUGCACAAAACAAAGAAAUGAACCAGCUGAAAUUAGUGAGCUGUAGAGAUGGGUGUAAGUGGAAUUUUCUGUUAGUUUUGGAGGUUUUUUUUUAGGCCCUCCAUUUUCCAUUAAAACACCAUUGUUACAGAUCUAGUGAUGCUGUCCUUUUUAUCCCACAUAUUCAUAUUCCUAUUUCAACAGCAGUGAGGACAAGUGAUUUAUCAAGCAGCAGGAACAUCAAGCAGCCAAAUUAUAUGGAAAAUGUUAAUAGAGGACCAGAAGCACUUAAUGCUGAACAAAACAUUGGAAAACCAAAGUGUUCCCAGUUUGCCCUCUUUUGAUGCUGCUCUCCAGUUUACAAAUGAUUGACGUUGAUGCCCUCUUUGAAAUCAUUGCACCAUUUGUGCCAUCUGUGGCUGUUUCCACGCUGUUAUUGGAAAACUUUUGCUCGGUAAUACUUACAUAAAAGUAAUGAAAUCAAAUACAAUUCCACUGUUGACUUUGACACGCUUUUCCACAGCGUUUUUGAUGUGACGUGAACAAAGUAAUUGUGAUUUUCCAUCGUUGAAAUUUCCAAUGUGUGUUCUUGACAAGUUAUUGAGGGGUAUUUUCCUUUGUUGUGAUCUUUAAUGUACACCUCAAAAUCAACCAAUGGUUUUCUCCGUUUGCUUUUCCUGAAACCUUCAGGAUAGCUAAUUCAAUCUUUUGGUAGUCAAGACUUCCAGGAGUUUUUCAGUUUUGCACAUGUUUUUCAUUACAUUUGCCGUAAAUUAGGUUACUUUUUAUUUACUGUGUGCCAUUUGAUUCAAGAUUUCUCUUAUUUUGCUCCUUUGAGAUGUUGUCAAGGACUCUCAUUUUAUCAAACAGGAAAACAUCAAAACAACUGUGUUCAUAUCCUCUGUGUUUGUGCUCUAUUAUACAAUUGUGGGGUUAUCAGUCAAUGGACUUACUUGUCUGGUGAGAAAAAAGGAACUUAUAUCAUUCAGAUCUUGUGACAGUGUUAAUCUUGCCACCUCAAGCUAAAUGAACAACUCCUUCUACCUCCUGACUGUGGCUCCAUGUUUCAUAAGGAGGCCAGUACCUUGAUAAAAACUCCCUGCAGAGGUUUUCCCCCUGGAAGGGAGGUUGAAUAAUUUGCCCUUUUUCUUGUGAUGAUUCAGCAAGCUCAUUCGAUCCCAUUUGUACUUUGUGACCCACCUAGGUGCCGGCUAAAGGGCAACUGUCAGAGGAAGGAAAUGGAAAGUGCAAGACUUUCAAAUUCACCUUUAACACCAAAGUCUAUGUUUGUUUUGAACUGGUGUCAGGAUGAAACAUGUUCAGUGUUUUCAACUCAUGCAUGCAUUUUAGGUCUGCUUGUCCAGGCACACUCACUGAUUCAAAAUACUUGGCAAAUGUUAUGCAUAACAGGAGUAAAUGUCACAGUUCUGUCUAGAAAAGAAAAAAAAAGUUUCUCAAGGACUUUAGUAUAUAAAUCUUGGUCAUAAUAGUUGCAUUUUAUUGGGUAAGUGAAGUACACUAAAUCUCAGAAUUUCACUGACUAGAAAUCUGUCCUGAUGGUUGCCUAAGUCUUGUUACGAAACUGCCUCUGUUUCCCUUUUUCUCAGAGUAGCUCUCUAUUAUCACUUUUUUCUAGCUUGGGUUGUGAGUUCAACAUGAAAUGUAUGUACAAUGUGUGUCUUUGACCCACUCAGACAUAUGGGGGUCUGUGGAAAGGGAUGGACAACUAGUUUUGAGACCUUUGUCUUGAAUGAGGGAGCUGAUAAACCCUCUUGUUUUCCUCUUUUUGUCCUUUAAAUUGUCCUUUUCUUCCUCCUUUUCACCCUUUUCCUUGUCAAAAUGUAUAGCAUUGAAUUCCAGGUUUGUACAAUGGGAGUCAUGUCAGAUUAGUUAUUCAAAGGGUGAAAAUAAAGGAUGCAUAGGCCAUCAUUAUGAAAGCAAAUCACAUGACAGCAUGCAGCCAGAGAUCACAUGACUAUCAUACAGAAUUACAAAACUGGCAUUUUCAAAAAAAGCAACCACUUUGAAGUGUCUUUGUGAAUAGAGUCUUUGUUGGGGGUCCAAAACACUAUGUAAGUGUGGAUGAAAGGCUGACUCUGAAUUCUAAGAAAAGGACAAGUUUUGGAAAGCUUGAGUGAACAGAGAAACCAAUCAGCUAGUUAGGUUAAUCAAUUUUUUGGUCUAGAAAGAAACAAUUCAUGGCUGCUUUGAUCAUUUAUUUUUAGGGAGGGAUUAUUAUGCAGUAUUUCUUAUUUUAGGAAGUCACUUCACCAGGCUCAAGCUGUACAUUUGAAAUCAUGGUGCUGCUACUUGACUUCGCAUGCAUGUAAACCUUUAACUCCGGCAGACUAAUCUAGACCGGGACGUUUUGCUGUAACUGUCCACCUCAUCUUUCUGGCCUGCUUCCAGACCGAUAAAGGUGUGCGGCAGCCUGAGGUCAAGCAGCAUACUUUUCUUUACUGUUAUCACAUGGCCAUCUGUCAGAGCCUGCGCACUGCUCUCAACACUGCUUCCUUUUCACCACCCACCUCUGCUACACAUCACAAAUGCACAGAAACAUAAACGUCUAACUACAUACUCUAACCUAUCAUGUGGACACUGUUCUCUUAAGACUAAAAUAGUUGUGACUAAGUGCCCUGAAACAUUCAUUUUUCUGUCAUUUUCCAGUGAUAGUGAAGAACGCUUGGCACAAACUCCAGCCUUGUUUUCAGUUUUUAUGUCAUAGUCAUCAUGAGAAGAACAUGGAUGAGUUACGACUUAUGACUCAUCUCCCUUAUUUAUCAUUGUAAGCUUUUCAAUCCAACCAACAGUGAUAGCAGUGCAGGAAAACCAUCAAUAUUGCUCAAUGCCAAACGGCAAACUGGGUUAUUCAAACCAGAUCUUUUUUCAUAGCUGUCUUGAGGUAAUUUGUUUUAGCCUUGCCAAGAAAUAGAACCAUAUUUCAGAUCUGUCCAGCUCCCUGGCUCUCCCUACCCCGGUCAUGUCUCUUUUUUCCUCAUCUCUCUUUCCUCCAACUUUCUUCCCUUUUACAAGGAUUUAGCAUAUCAAUGGCAGAUUAGUUCGUUUAACAAAAGCUUACUCCUGCAAAGCCCCUUUCCACUCGUCUCUCCAGCCUGACUUGUGGACCUCACACACAGCUCCUCUGCACUGGGGUCUUUGGUGUGCGUGUGUGGUCGCGGCUGCUUGGCUGAAUGGAUUUGUGUUUGAAGAUGACAUGCUUAGUCACUAUGGGCUUCAGAGAUGUAUGCAGUAACAUGUGUGGGAGAUAAUAUGCAAAGAUGCAUAAGUGUACAGAGGGUUUAUUUGUUAUCAUGCAUACAUGCUGGGAUUUCAGGUUUAGGCCAUCACUUUAUCAUUUUAUCUCUAUGAUCUGGAGCUGUACUGUACAAUGAGCCCAAACCUGCCAAUCCAUUGUUCUUGGACCUCUGGCUUCCUCUUGCUUUAAUGGGGCACGGAAAAAAAGUAUUGUCCUCUGCCCUUGAAGCCUUUGCGUGCCAACCUGCAGAUGCUUUUGCUCUGGAAUGAGACCCUGUCUGUAGGGUGGAAAGGGUUGUGCAGGGUGCCAAGAGGAGGUGACUCCAGCUGGCUAGAUUUGGGUAUCAUCAAGUGAAUUUUGAGUGUGUGUGGGAGGAAAACCCCACUGUGACACUGAACCCGGCUCAGGAAGGAUGCCCCGCUGCCUGUGUUGGUGUAGGUUUGAUCCACGUAGCAUUAAUCACCUCAAAGAGAGACAGCGUUUAGGAUGUAGUUAUGUCAGGAGGAGGGGGUGAGUUGGAAAUGUUCCAUUAGACAGGCACGUGCCUUGUAUUGGACUCUGGAUGUAGCUUAAAACAUUAGGACUUGAUUUUUCUCGAUAAUCUUAAUGCCGUCGAAAUGCAGGUAUUUGUUCAACCACUGACCUCAUUGAAUUUCCCUUUGGGGAUCAAUAUCUCAUCUUAUCUCAUCUCACCAUAUUUUAUCUAAUCUCAUCUCAUCUUAUUUCAUCUCAUCUCAUCUUAUCUUUUCUCAUCUCAUCAUAUUUUAUCUUAUAGUAUCUCAUCAUAUCUUGUUUCAACUUAUCUAAUCUCAUCUCAUCUUUUCCCAUCUCAUCUUAUCUUUUUUCAUGUCAUCUUAUUUCAUCUUAUCUCAUCUUUUCUCAUCUCAUCUUCUUUUCUCAUCUUAUUUUAUCUUCUCUCAUUUUUUUCAUCCCAUCUCAACUUAUCUUAUCCUAUCUUAUCCCACCUCAUAUCAUCUUACUUAUCUUAUCUCAUCUCUUUUUAUCUGACCCCACAUCAUAUCAUCUCAUCUGAUUUUAACUUGGUUGAUAGGAGAACAUCUCCAAACCAUGAGGUCCAGACACUACAAAAGCCCAUUGGUAGAAAGAAGUUGCAUCUAUUUUGACUAUCUCUACAGGGAUCAUUUAUCAGACUGCUUACAUACACCCAGGCCUGCAUGCAUUUCUUGAAACUGAGAUUCAAAAAAAGUGAUAAACCUGCACAACUCUUGCAGCAGUAUGAAGACACCAUCAAAGCUUUCACUGAGCAUAUUAUAGCAUUGCCUCAAAAGUGUUUAAACCCUGGACUAUUUUGCUGGAGGAAAUGUUUUCUGGUUUUGUCAAAGAAAGGAACAAAGCAGCACUUGAUUUAACGCUAUGAGCUUUUACCUCACACAACCCCAGCACCCUGUUGUUUUGGAGUGACCGCUCAAGUUAUUAUUGGAGUAAUUCUGAGAUGGAAAUGAAGCAGUAAUUCUAUGCUUCAAUUUACUCGGAUUUGAAUUGCCAUAUUUACAUGAAGGGUCACUUCACCUAAAUUACAUUAAAUAUAUAGCAGUGCUAAGAGCUUUUGGUCUGGAUGGAUCUGCCAGGGAGUUUUUUACCCAUUGCCCAAUACACUGGAGGGGAAUGUGAUGGGUUUGGAGCCCUCCACAGCAGUGUAACAAUACCUGGUUACUUGCUGAUCUGUCAGUUAUGGUUACAAUACAUCCCCAAUUAUUGGUUCAUACACACUAAGGUACAUUGAUGCUUUGACUAAAUAUUUUCCCCCAGAGUUAACAUGUACAAAGUUUGCCACUGCCAUCCUGCACCCAGUGCCUGGUGAGUCCUUUCUAAGACUUAAAGAUCUACAAAAUGUAAUAUUUUUGGUAUGAUCAAUAGUCGAUACAAAAUGUGGUCUAAGCAUUUUCACUGCCUGGUUUCUGGAGUGGCGUUAUGAAACCCGUUGAUGGUGGUUGCCACAUUGGAAAUGCUGACACAGCCUCGGCAGAGAGAUAGGGUCGAAGUGCACAUAACCUCUACCUUAGUGUGUAAAAAAUUUCACUUCAUCUACAUUGUGUGUGAAUAGAGAAACAAGCUAUUCAGACAAACGAACAAAAAAAAAGGUUUUGUUCCAGGCUGUUGGCUUGUUUAUUUUUGUUAUAAAGAUUGUUUUUUACGUGGGUGCAUCAGUGACCUCCAAGCCUCAAGUGGACAGUCAAGUAACUGCAGUUUGUAGCACUUCCCCUUUAGCUCCAUUGCUUAGUAGCAGAGGUUUCUGCUUGGUAAUGAUGCAUUUAAUUAAUCUGAGGAAAAACUGUUCUCUUCUAUUACUAGAUCAGAUCAGAGGAUGGAGCCAUGAGGACCGGGAUCUUUGUCGGAUUGUGUCUCUCCAUCCACUCGUCCACUUUGCUGUCUAAAUGAACAGAAGAGCCCUCUUUGUAGUUAUCAGUUUCUGUGUAGAAUCACAUUUUCGCCUUCUGACAGAUCACUCUUCUGGCUUUGUUGACACCAGUCAUCUGAUACACCCAUGUUUUCCUGAGCCAUCAAUCUGUCUCACUGUCUCUGGAUCUGUGGUUCUUGGCAGCAGAAAUGCUCCAGGUGUCUUGUGUGUCCCGUGCCCAGAUGCUUUGCCAGCUCAGGCGCUCCUGGGCUGUAGUGGUAUUGUUCUCUGUGGCCCACUGUGUGUGACCCUGGUUCAGGGGGAAGCAGCUGGUGGAAUCCUUUAGUAUCAGCCCGCCUGGCACUGAGAAGCAGCUCAACUGUGGGAGCAUAGCUAUGUCCUAAUCUCACUUUAAUUGAUACAAACCAUGAGGGAUAACUUGAGACAUCCAUCAAAUGUUGAUCAGCUUCUUUUGUUGUUGGUUUUUAUUUUUUUGCACAGUUCAACCCAGUAAUGUGAUGUAAUGUGUUGGCAUACAGUGCAAAGAAUUACCUUUAAAAGAGAAGUCAGAAAUGUGAGCUGGUUUGCCAUGAAUACAUGUAGGUAUGUUACGUGAUUGUGUGCCUCCCGUCAUGUACACCUCUCUUUAAAAUGCGACGGGCUGCCCUCGGAACAGGAAGUGACUCAGUAAUAACUGGUACUGCACUUCCUGCGAGCUGCCUCUCCUCAGCUCCUCUCAGGAUGUGUACCUCCUCCUCCUUUUUCUGUCUCCUUCUACCACCACCCUCGUCACCGUCCCCUUCUGUGACCACAUGACUUCACAUCAGUAUAUUAAGCUCUGGGUCUGACCUGGCAGAGACUGCUUAGUUGCAGUUUUUGUGUGUAACUUGAUUUCAGAGUAGUUUAUAAAGAUUUUUUCAUGAUUGCACUAAGAAAUCACUGUGCCCAUUGAAAAACUAUGAAUUAAUGCAUCAGAUUUUAUAUAGCACUCUAUCAGAGACCCUUAAAGCGCUUUACAUUGGAUAUAUCAUUCAUUCGCUCACACAGUCACACCCUGGUGGUGGUUAACUACCUUAGUAGUCACAGCUGCCCUGGGGUAGACUGACGGACAGUGGCUGCCAUUUUGCACCUACCUACGGCCUCUCUGACCACCACCACACAACACUCACAAUCGUACACCAGUGGAGGACAAACACUGGGAGCAAGUUGGAUUAAGAGUCUUGCCCAAGGACACAACAGACAGAUUAGGGAUAGGGGGGAAUCGAACUGUCAACCCUCCGGUUAUUGGACGACCACACUACCUCUUGAGCUACUGCCAGCCCAAAAUAAAUAAAAGUCAUUCAUGAAUCAUGCAGUGACUCUUAAUCGUAUGAGUAACUUUUCAUUGGUGUUGGUUUUUGCAUCCUCUGUGAACAAAGCAGUACUUCCUAUGCCUGCUGAUUUUGCACUAUAAAUAUCAAAGUAUGUUUACAUCUACUGACCUAAUAUAGUCAAAUAUAUGACUUAUUAAGAAUCUGUGCUGUGGAAAAGAUAAAAAGACGGUUUUGGGUGUGUGUUACUGAUCUCAUCUGACACCUACCCCCCAAAUCAUUUCCAUGCUUUAAAAAUAACUACAGAAAUAAUCAGUGUUGAUGUUGCCGGUCUUGUUUGCUUUUGUGUGUCAUGAAGAGGCAGAAGUAAUAGUUUUACUCAUAGGAGCUUUAAAGUAACAAAGUUAAAUCACCUGUCCCUGUUGUCCCUUUGUUAUCGUAUCAGAUGCAGACCCACCACAGUGCGCCACCCAUCACUGUCCGUCUCUGUGCUUUUAGAUGAUCUCUAUCAUUGUUCAUCAGGCUUGGAACAGUUGAUAUCUUUACUUUCUUUGCUCAUAUCUUCACUCAGUAUCUCUCCACCUCUCUCCAGUUUCCAGAGUGCGGCUUCUUCGGCAUGUACGACAAGAUCCUGCUGUUUCGCCAUGACUUGAAUGACGAGAACAUCCUGCAGAGGCUGACAUCAGCUGAAGACAUCCAUGAAGGAGACCUUAUUGAAGUGGUGCUCUCUGGUAAGUUCUGCAGUGAAACUCUACUGUGAAAAAAAGGCCCCAUGUCUUGCCUUGAAUGUGUUGAAUGACCACUUUAAGUCUUUGUGAAGGAAAAGAAAACAUGAACUGACAGACCUUUAUAAACUGUUGCUCUUGGCAACAGUGACGAAUGAAUAAAAGGUUUAACCAUCACACUUUUAUGUGUGUAUUUUGAAUAUUUUUUAAAAGCAUAUGAAAGAUAUCAUGUAGCUCUUAAUUUACUCUGUGUGUGCUUUAAAUGUUGAAGUUUAAGGCUGUAAUUGUUAGUGAUGGUACAGAAACCCAACGAAAGUUUUUGGAGUAAAAGUAAAGCAAAUGAUCUCUUCUGCGGUUUUGAUUUAUUCGUGUUAGUUGAAAUGUCACCAAUGAUUUGGAUAGAGCAAAUGUCCAAAGAAAUUUGGUUUUUCUAGAUUUCCAAAACAGGAGGAAAAGCUGUAAACUUCCAUCAAGCAGUAUAAACCAAGAUUUUUAAAGUCAAAACAAUGGACUCAAACUAAUAAACCAAGAGAGCUUUGCUGUGUUCAAUUUUUGGUGUCCUGUCCUACUUGACACCCCUUACAAUAAACACAGCCUGUGCUGACGUGUUACAGCGUUACUAAAUCACAUCUGCUGAAACAAAAUAGUCAUUGUUCAUUUUUUGAAAAAAGCUGUUGAAUCAAGUGACUCACCCAACAACACACUAAUUACAUGUACCCCUGCUUUUCAUUUUGUGAUAAAUAAGCUCUUUUUUUGAACCAAAAAAAAAGUUUCCAUCCGAUUUUUGCACCUUUCUGUCAGCUACACAGGUGCUUGGCUUUUCUUUGUCACUUCCUGUGAUAAAUGAAUCAGCUUCCUCUGCAGCGCUGAGACCAACAAAUGGCUUAGAGUAUCUGUUCUGCACUAAUCCAUUCUCCUGCUCCAUCUGUCUCCACUGGGAAGCACCUGACACCACCUGUGCUGAAUAUCUCCCCCUCUCUCCUGGGCUGGGAGCAUUGUUUGCAGGGAUUUAUGCAGGGGAUGAUUGUAUAGGUUCAGGAUCUGAGGAUACUUCAGGCAGUGGGGCUAAAGGAAUGUAGACUAAAGACUGGAGAACUUCCUUCUUUUUGUUUCUCACUGUCUGUGUUUAUCUUGUACUCUCUUUUGUGUCAGUCUGUUGCUCGCUCUCCCUUCUCGCUUUCUCUCAUUGUAAUCCCUCCUACCUCAACAAAUCCACCUGCAGGUGUAAGCCUCUAGCAUCGGAGCCUGACAAUUUACAGCCUCCGAUACACGCUAAUGAAAGACGAGGAGUCCUCAGAUUUGCUACAUAUUCAACACAUGCUGUUUCUUUCAUUUCAUCUAACACUCAAUAAACGGGGCCUACUAUUUGAGUUGGGCUUUGCAUGUCACACGCUUGAUAACUGAGUAACAAGAGCUGAGAGUUUAACCUACACAAGCCUUUCAUUUGGUGCAAAAGAAAACAAAAUAUGAAGCUAUUCCACCCCACAAUUUGUCUCCUGUCAUCUUCCGCUCAGUUUUUCCCUCAACCAACCUGUUGUUGAAUUCUGCGGCUGUGGGAGAGAGAAGAGCUGAGUUUCUCUCUUGUUGCGAGAAGGAGGCAGAAGUGGCUUUUUCUUGGCCGCCGUCUCAAAGAAGAGAGCUUGUUUUUCCUGCAGUAAGUGAUUGUAGUAGACCCGCUGAGUGUAAACACACUCUGAUGUGUGGGGCAGCCCUGAGCACAGCGGACACUGCGCAGGCCUUCUCUGCCCAGGAGGUUUGACCGAUUGUCCCUUUGUUCUGUCUUUACACUCCCUUAAAUUCCCACCCACUUUCACAAGCCUUGGAGAAAUUGGUAUUUCACCUUCUGUUUGUUAUAAAUAUGGUUUUGUCAGCUGGAAACUUGUGGCCUUGAAAUGGAAACUUAGCUCCUCAAAACAAACAGAUACUGCAUUCAUGUAAGCCUCUCCACUCUACUUGUGUGAAGUGCUACAGAAAAGGCGCAGUAAGCUUAUUUUUGGUGUUGAUUAAAGCUACAUUAGUUAGUAAAAAAAAGCAUUAGAUAACUUUGACUGCUAAGAAGUGUCAGGUUGUUUUGCAGAUGUGUGUGAAAAAGCUCAGGAAUGCAGCUUUUUAUGUGUCACAGCUAUGUUUGCUCCAUGUGUCAUGUGACCUGCUUUGGUUUUUCAUCCAUGCAGCCAUUUACUCUGAUGAAAAUUAAAUAAAACACUGAACAAAUUAUCUGAAUAAAUAUGAAUACCUCAGAGAAUUUACUGGUAAGUGACUUAAAAUUGAGGAAACUUGAUUUUUCUUUCCCUAAGAUGAGAUAGAUUCAGCUUGACAAGCUUUUUAUUGACAACUCAGAUUCAUGUGAAAACUUAAUAGAAACAAAAUUCCAAAUAUUAAAUGUUCUCAGGCUGAAAUGAGAUUUUGAAGCGUUUUUAUAAAGAGCAUGUGCAGAUUCUUGAUUUUUUUUUUCAUGACAGGCCACGUGUCUGUUAAUGAUCCUGCACCUCAUCACAGCUCCAACAGCUGAGAAUGUCCUCAGCUGUCCCAAAGAAAGUGUGUUUGUUUGAAUCACCUCAUUGGAAAGGAAGUAACACAUACACAUGUACAAUCACACACACAAUGACAUCACUGUCACCGCUCAGGUGCACAGGCUCUGCUGCUUAACUCGGUGUGUAAAGAUUAACCGCCCCCUCGUCGGUCUCUGCGGCUGCAUAAAUGAUUGCACAGGAACGGCGAGGAACGCUCUUCCAGUUUGAAUUCAGAGAGGAGAAGCUUCAGUUCAGCAGUCACCUCCAAUCUUACUCAUCCUCACGUCUUUUGAGUGAUUCACAACCAUGACUAAACAACUCUUGCUUCCAACAAUGAGCUCACUGUGUCCAUUUGAUUCAAAACAACAGACAUGGAGGAACAUCGGAGGGAGAAGACAGAGUCGCUGGAUUUCUGCUGGCUUUGAUGUUUGUACUUUUAAUUGAAUUGGCUGAUAUAACAGGGUCACUCUGAAUUCAUCUUUUGUUGUUUUGGGUGUGUCCUAUCACUAUCACACAUUAAAUGAAGAAAUUGUUUCUGCUGAUGUGGCGCCCUCUACUGAAGAGUUGUAAGCAUAGCACUUACAUAAAAUCAGACUUGUUUCUAUUGUAACAAAGAGAAUCUCACCUCUUUUUUUCUCGAGUACAGCUUCAGGUAAAGUUUGACUAAAUUCUCUUUCAGGUCUGUGAGAAAAAUGUACAAAAACAAAUCUUUAAAAUGUGUUCCUUUCUCUUGUUCUUUUGGUUUCUCAUCACUUUAAUCCUCUUUCUUUUUCUACCUUUUCUUCUUUUUCAUAUAAACAAAUUUUUGAUUUCUUUUGCCCACUCACAGUUCUUGUCAUACCACUUGUGUGUCCUUUCUAGCCCAAGCCACCGUUGAAGACUUCCAGAUCCGACCUCAUGCCCUUUAUGUUCACUCCUACAAGGCCCCCACAUUCUGUGACUACUGCGGGGAGAUGUUGUGGGGUCUUGUCCGACAAGGACUCAAAUGUGAAGGUCAGACACACUAGAGAGAUUAUUUCUUUAUUUAACCCUUUUUUUUUGCCAUUUGCAAGAGAGAUCAGGCCAAAAGAGCUGUCAUACAGACACAUAAAAUCUUUCACACACAACACAACCAACAAAUCUAAAAUAUAUGUUCAACAACAAAUUAGGCUUUUGAGAAAAACAACCACACACUGCAACCAUAUUUCUAAUAAAACUUUCACAUUUACGAAGAGACAUGAGGGUGUCCAAUAUUCCCCUUUUUUAAGAUUAUUCUAUGACCAUGGUGCAUUAUGGUAUGAUUUAAAUAAAAUCAAAUAGAUGAAAAUACUUUAAAAAUAAACUAUGCCAUGAUUUGUUUUUCUGAGUUAUUAAAAUGGAGACCAAAAUGGGUCCCAAGAUCCCAGAUGUUCCCCCUGUUGAACACCUUUAGUUAUCCCAGGAAAAUCUGAUUUAUGUCCUUUUGCAAAGACACUCUGAGCUCAAUCUGCGAAAUAAUUUCUAAACCAGUUAACAGUCUUGAAACGUAAGCCGGCAGAUUGAGGUUUGAUCAUUAGCAGUUCAUGGUCCACCGAGUCAAAUGCCUUAGACAGAUCCACGAGUAACCAGAACUAAAUCCAGACUGAAAAUCACUUCAAAUAUUUUAAUCUAGUGAAAACUGCUUCAACUGCAAAUUCACAGAUGCAGAUUGCAAGUUCUCACAGUGGCAGGGUGAUUACCUCCAUAAUACUUUACAACAACAUCAACAAACAAGAAAAAACCCUGACAGAGGGACAACCUCCAGCCUCUCUCAUUUCUCUGUCCUCGCUGGAUUGAUCUGAAUCAAACUUAUUUCAUUUUGUCAAAAGUUUACAAGCAAAUGUGUCUCUGAAUUUGAACUUUGUUAAGUAGUAACAUAUAAGGACACAAAUACUUUGUGCAGGCCUAUGCUGAGGAGUAAUUGGCAUUUAGACUCUCAGAGAUUUUGUAACUGAUGUCUUGUGUUUUUAUCACACUUUCAGGAUGUGGGUUGAACUACCAUAAGCGCUGCGCCUUUAAGAUCCCCAAUAACUGUACUGGAGUGAGGAAGAGGCGAUUGUCAAAUGUCUCUCUACCUGGACCCUCUCUUUCCGUGCCCCGGCCGGCGCCUGCAGAAAAUGCUGUUGUGGUCCUGGAAGAGGUGAGUUCUGAUCAGAGGAGGCUUUAGAGAAUUCACUUUGACAGAAAUCGAAAAAAUGUGGAGUAACCAGUGAAAAGAAGAAAAUGCAUCAGGAGUUGCUUAUCAUCUGAGUGAAGGGCCAUAAAGUAAUGACAGUUUUUUUUUCCUCAUGGAUAAAGUGUCUGAAGUUGCAGAUGUCAUCAUAAUUCAGGCUGAAGCCAGGUGAACUGGCCAAGAAUGUGAAGCAGCGAAUUGCCAUGCUGCUCACAAGCUUUGUCUCAACUGCUAAACUUGUCUAAACUUAUCAAAUUUGGCUCUCUUCCACGGGGCGACUCUCCUGGGCCCUGUUGUCGAACGGCACUGAUGCAGAAAAUUGAAUUGAGCAGCACAUCGCUCUAUGGAGAGAUUCUCAGCAAGCUCUUAUGAAAUUGUUUUUGCAUAAGCCUGCGCUGGAAUAUUCUCCACUUGUCUGUGUCCCCACCAAAAGGUCAUCAGGAAAUGUAAUUAUGCUAAUGACAUUCAAAGUCCAAGUUUAUGCAUGGACUCACUUUUUGGCAAAAAUGAAGAAAGUGUCCUUCUCAUUUCUGUCAGAAGCUUCCAGACCGCCGGAUUUAUUCAAAUAAAUCCAGGCCUAAGUGUACAUAUGUGGUCAAAUAUGACAACUCCAAUAACUGCUUUUUUACCUCUUGGAUUGUGUUAAAUACACAAAGUAAUGCUAAUUCAAUAUGACAGAUUUCUAAUUCCCUUUUCCACUCUCUUUAUCUAUUGCCAUGUUAUUAUUCACCCUGUCUUCCCCUAUCAAUCAAAACACAUUUUGAGGCUGUUUUUCCUCUUAUAUCCGAUCCUCUUCCUUCUUGGGUAUGUUUUUUUAUUCUUCCUCAUUUCCCCUGCCUAUUCCAUCCAGCAGCAGAGGUCCCAUCAGGAAGCAGGGAAGAGGAUCCUGUCUUGGAGUGGCAGGCCUAUCUGGAUGGAGAAGAUGGUGUUGGGGCGGGUCAAGGUGCCACACACUUUCGCCAUUCACACCUACACUCGUCCUACCAUCUGCCAGUACUGCAAACGUCUGCUCAAGGGGCUCUUCCGCCAGGGCAUGCAGUGUAAAGGUAAGAGAUACUGCUUCAUGGUACAACAUUUUAAUGAGACUUUACUAUUUUGUUAUCAUUUGUCAGUUUUUUAAUUUUAUCUGUCAGAUUGCAGAUUCAACUGCCAUAAGCGAUGUGCGUCAAAGGUACCGAGAGACUGCUUAGGCGAGGUGGACUUCAAUGGAGGUAAGUCUUCAGUCAGAGAAGUCAGGAGUCUGAAUCACAACAGCAUUUCAGUCAUAGUUUGAUGUGCUCUUACCAGCAAAACAGCCAAGCCAAUUUUUGCACCUUGCUGUCUUUGCUUCUCAGAGUCUCUACUUUUCAUGCCUAUCUGACCUCGUUACCUAGGAGACCAUAGAACUUAGGUCAAUUACAACCUCUUCGCCAAACUUACCUUGAUUUGUAAUGUUGGGGACCUAUGCUGCGUUUGAAUUAUCUCAGAGGUCAGAUGUCUGAGCUGGGAAUGACGUCACAUCAGAGUUACAAGCGUUUCAGUGACCAAGUCGGAAAAAAGCUAAAUAGAAAGUGGAAACAAGAUGGCUACAUCUACAAAAGUUAUUUUAGCACUUUCCUUGUCCGUAUAGAAGCAAGGACAAGGCAGGCGCUAAAAUAACUUUCGUAGAUGUAGCCAUCUUGUUUCUGCCUUCAAUUUUGCUUUUUUCCGACUUGGUAACUGAAACGCUGGUAACUCAGGUGUUCCAGCAUUCCCAGCUUGGACAUCUGACUUCUGAGGUAACUCGAAUGCAGCAUUAGACCAUGUUAUCCAUAACUACACACUGUUAUGCUCAUACUCACACAUAUUCGAUAAGUAUACAUGUAUUUUGAUGAUAGAUAAAGCUUGUACAAUAAAAUAUUUCACAAAUAAGUGUAAAUUAUGAUUUUUUAAAUAUUUGCAAUAUUUUGGAUCCCCAUGAAUAGAGCCAGCCAGCCCUGGACCAGACUCUGACACCACAAUAGAUACCAUGGAUACCAUGGAAGUGGACAGUAGUGACAUGGAUGUGGGAAGAGGACUGGAUGACCCAGAGGAACCCUCCACCCCGGAUGAGAGGAUGUUCGACAUGGACUCUCCUUUCUUGGACAGAGAGAAAGAUGAAGAGCCCAUAAAGACAAUUAGGUAUACGGCGUGAUUUCACUUUAGGUUCAGCAUUGCUGUUUGUUUAGUACCAUUGUAGCGUUUCUGUUGUUGAGGUGUAGGUGGCAGUAUUUCCUUUGUUGUCAUUUAGUUCAUGUCUGUGUAUUUUUUCAUUUAGUAACAAAGAGCAAUUGAGAGACAAUAUAGGGAAAUGAUUUCCACCAGAGACUGUGCAUAACUUUAUGCUUACAGUAUUGUUAGCUCUGUUUCAAAUACUUCCUGUGUCUGAAUUCUGUCAGGAGAGAUCUACAUAACUUUGGGAACAAGACAGUAAAUACCAGGGCUUUCACAAACUGAUAAUGUGUCGGCUCAAAUGUGAACACAGAGAAACAAAUUAUCCUGAUAAUCAAUGUCAUGACAUUCUGUGUUUGUUUAGCCCUUCUACUAGCAGCAACAUCCCUCUGAUGCGGGUGGUCCAGUCCAUUAAACAUACCAAGAGGCGAAGCUCAACUGUGGUGAAGGAGGGCUGGAUGGUUCAUUAUACCAGCAGGGACAACCUGGUAAGACUAGUGAUAUCACCAAAAGCACCAAAACAGAGGACUCUAGUUAAAUGGGCUGUGAUCGGCCUGUAUGCAGGGGGAAACUCUUACUCCAAAGCUGUUCACAUGUGUUGAAUUCAGCACAGAAGGUAUUUUUCUCAUGAAACAAUGCUUGAAAGUGUAGUGAUUUCUGUUGGUCUCGCAUGCUCUGCCAUUUGGGACUAAUUUGUGUCUUUCUUCUCUCAACAGAGGAAAAGACAUUACUGGAGGCUGGACAGCAAGAGUCUGAGUCUCUUCCAGAACGACACCGGAGCUAAGUUUUACAAAGUAAGCAUAAUGUCUCUGCCGUCUUGUAGGAACAUUGUGUCUUUGUCUUCAGGCUCUAACAAAUAAUUGUGCUUUUUAAAGGGGUAGUUUGUAUACUUUUGAAGUGGGUUUUUUACAUGUUUGAUGGUGUUCAGGCAACCCCAUUCGAGGGAAAGCCAGUUAUGACAGUGUUUGAUUGGUUUUGCAGCUGUGCAUGUGAAUGUCACCAAAAAGGGGGUUCAAUCCAUAGACUGUAUAUAGAAUGGACGCCGUCUGCCUCCACACUGGAAGCGCCGCGCGCGGAACAGAAGCGCCGCGCACAGAGUUUCGGAUCGGCGCCCAUGUUAACCUAUGAGACUGUUCACACAGCACGCGCGCGGAAGUGCCGCGCGCGGAACGGCUCGCGCUCUGGAGCGCGGCUGCUCCGCUUCUCUCUAUUUUCGGCGCGAGCCGCGCGCGCCGAUGUAAAGCUGGACAGAGCAGAUCGGACCAGACAGGAAGUCGGAACAGGAGAUGCGAGAGAAUCCGGUCAAUUUUCAAAAUAAAAUAAAUUUCAAUAAAUUAGAAAAAAGGAUUUACGGUGUUGCUUGUCGGUCUAUUUUUUACCGAUGAACACACACCCACACCCACACACACACACACACACACACACACACACACACACACACACACGCGGAGGGAGAGCUGCAGAGAUUCAGUGACAUUAUUGAGACAAAGGAGGGGGGCUUUAUUACGAUACAGUCAAUAGCCUCGAGCUAACAAGGCUAUACAUACAACGGAGUCAACAGACUCCCCAAUUUAUUCGUUGUUUACCCCUAUAUAAUAAUUUAAAACAAUACUUGAAGAUGCUGUCAAUAUUUAAUUUAUGUAUGACGAAAUAAAAACGUAAAUCGAUAGUGAUUUACCCAUAAUUAAAGCGCUCUUAAGUGUGGAAAACUGAGGGCAGACGGAAACGGCCGAGCACUACCCGGCUCAGUCGAUGUCUGACCUGCAUGUCAGAGCGCAGCAGAAAGCGCUUCCUGUGUGAACAGCCAAGCGCGAGCCGGCGCUGCGCGCUCGCGCGGCGCUUCCGUUCCGCGCGCGGCGCUUCCUGUGUGAACCAGGCGUGAAGCCACCCCAAGAACAGCACCCUCUGGUGACAGGCUGCAGUAUAGGUCAUAAAUCCUGCCUCCUCCAGCAAUCCCUAUGGAGCUGUGGACAAACUUUAGAAGUUAAUUACACAGAAUAUACAUUUUUCUCCCCCCUGGUUGCGAUGUUGACUUGUAGUUACUGUUAGACUGGUUUGUGCUCAAAAAAGUUAUUAGGGGGUUCAUGUUUUCUAUGAUUGACACUUGCCUAUGGGCCUACGGGCCUAGAAAGAUUGUGUAGCUCACCAGGGGAAUACGCUGUUUGAGCCGAGUGCCAUCACAGCGACUCUUGGUAACUCUCACGCUGAAUGGUUACAACGCUACUGCGUAAUGUUGGUUUCAGGAGGUGGAGAAAAAAACACGGAAAUACUGAGAGCUCUUCGGCUUCAAAUCCGCAUACUGGCAAAAGGCGGAACCAAGUUGUCCAUAGUAUAUACAGUCUAUGGUUCAAUCCCAGAGCUGUCCACAUGUCAAUGGCCCUUCGGCAAGAUACUUAACCCCACCUGCCCCUGCUGGCUGUGCCAAGUGGUGUGUGAUUGGGAUUAUCAAAAACUGAUGCCUGCAAGAUCCAUUUAGGAAGUCUUCACUUGAAUCAGGGUGCUUUCACACCUAAUCUGUUGAUUAUCAGUUUGGUUAUUACAACUUCUGAUAUUUUGUCUGGUGAUAAAUUGUAUCGUCUCAUUUACCAAGUAUCAAUUUUCCAAAUUAAUUGCUAAUAUGAAGUCAAAUCUAUGAUAAUGGAAAAAUAUUGCAUGGUGGGGCUGCUAGUGAUUCCCACUCCUCUCAUUUUGCUUCUGUUCGGACCCUGGUGGGUUUGGGUUCUGUAUGGUGAGAACAUGACCGAGCCUUGAUAAGACUGAACUUCAGGAAGCAUUGUGCUUUUCUUAACAAGCUACAUGGCCAGUCAAACACGGGUUAAAAGCCACAGGCCUAGCUAUUUCAAGGAUCUUCAUAACUGAUAGCACGUGUUGUUUAUUGUCUUCCCCUCAUCAGACACAAAGAUAAAGCAUUUCUCACGCAUCACUCCCAGGUAUAUGAUCUUAGUCAACUGAAUGAUUUCUUUUUGCCAGAAAGACGUGAUCAGAGGAUUUAAACACACACUGCUGCUCUCUCUCCUCACCGUGACAGACGCACUGUGCUGUGGAGCAUGCUCAUUUUGUCCCCCUUGUAAACAAACUGGUUGUUUUUGGAUCUGUCCUUUUAGAAGUGUCAUCUUCUGUUGUUGUUUUAGUUAAGUGCAGCUGUUUGCACAGGAUGUCAUUUGAUAUUCACAUAUUCACUUGGGUUUGAAUCGUUUUGACUCACGGUAAAUCAUGAAAUUUCCUCCUCUUGUUAUUCUGCUGUACACUCAGAAAAAUGAAUUAUGGCGUAGUUUAUUUUGAAGUAUUUGCAUUUAUUUGAUUUGAUUUAAAUUAUAAUUGUUUUAGAAUUGAUCCAUUCAAAUUUCUUAAAAUCAACAUAAAUCUGUUAUUCUGAAACAAUUUUAUUUAAUUAGUUAAAAUGUAUGAAUUUAUGUAAAAUAUAAUGAGCAUUGGAUCAACCAAAGAUUCAUUCAGUUAAAAUAUAUGAGACAGAAACAAAUUCAAGUUAUCAAUGAUAAAGACAAUAAAUCUUCAUUAUUUGUUUUAAACAGGUUGGAUUUAUUGGUUUCAUUACAUAAAUUAGAUUCUUAACUGUUUCAUUUACAGUUGACUGCCAAGUACGCAGCACAUAAAGUUUAUUGGUCUGUUUAUGUUAAAUCUAAUCAUUUUGCAUGCAAUGAGGUCUUUAUUCAUACGGAUCCCCAUCAGCUGCCACCAGAGUAGCAGCUACUCUUCCUGGGGUCCACAAAUAAAACAAACAAUACAAAACAAUACAUAAUGCAAUAAAACAUGUACACUCUUGCAAAAGGUCAUUCAAGACAAUAAAUAUCUAAAUAUUUCUGUGAGUGCAGUGUGAUCAGUUCACUGAUGGAGAGGGAGGAAAUUUGAACAGAUUUACAGUUUUAUUUUCAGGAAACACAAAUCAAGAAGAUGAUAGAUCAGAAUUAAGAAUAUGGUCAAUAAACCUGCUGGAUAAAGUCUUAUGAUUGUUUUCAAAUAUUUGGUGUGUUGCAUAUUCAAAGAACUUAUUAUGUAGCUGCAAAAGUCAAAAGGCUGAAGUUUAGUGAUUUUAUAAGGCAACUGUGUUUUAAUUUGUUGGUCUGAAAGAGAAAAGAGUCUGUGGUCAUAGUAUUUGUAUGUUAAAGGUGGGGUAGGCAGGAUCUGAGGAAGUGGCAUUUUUUCGGAGAAAUCUAGAAUGUAAACUCUACCCCUCCAAACCAGUUUUCCCCUCAGCUCCUCCUCUCCCCUCAAGCCCCGCCCACAAACAGACGCUCCUGCUCGCUCGUUCUAUUUAAAUUCAGAUAUAAUGCAGAUAAACACUUCAGAUAAUUACAAAUGGGGCCAGUGAAAAUGAAAGUAAAAAGCAUUGGUGCUACUGUAGAUGCCAACAGACUACCAGCAAACACAAUGUUUGUAGGACUUCUACAACAAGCAUAAAGUGACAUAGUCCAGGACCCGAGGUAAACAGUUUAGCGGCGCUACAACACACAGCAGGUGUGUUUGACAAGAAACACUUCUGUUUCAGACACUUGGCUAACUUUGUUAAAGCAGUUUACCUGUCCAGCAGAAAGGUUACAGGGUCAAUAAGUUCCCGAAGCGUCCCCCAUCGUUUAUGCCUCACUGAUGUUGACCCGGCUUUUAAGCUCUUGUCUGAAUGGUCUACCUCCUUUUUAAGCGUCCAUUAUUCUGCCAGAGUCUCCGGUAUUUACUUUGUUUUCUUACUUGUGUUGGCAGUCGUGGCCAAAGGAGGAUUCAGACAAUUUUCCAUACUUUCUGGUUGGUUUCUACUGUCUGAUAUUGUAGCACGCUAACUUUGUUUGGGCUUGUGAAUGUAAUUGGAGGACGUGGAGCAUGCCCCCCAACAUGAGGGAGCAGCGUCUGCCUCACAACCAAUCAGGUCGGGGGAGGUGGAGAACGGCUUGGUUUACAUUCAGAAUGAGCGAGGCCAUUCAAAAAAUUUUAAUUUUAAAUGUUGACUCCACAGAUGUAAGAGAACACAGUGACAUUGUUAUAUUCUUAAACGUCAUCAAUAGCUAAUAACUAUUGACUGAUAUUAAAAGCUUUUUUUGUGCAUACACCACAAAAAAAGAUGCUUCUUUAACGGAUUCCUGCCUACCCAACCUUUAAUCGAAGAUGAAUUUGUGUGUCUGGUUUAUCUAAUAUACAUAUUUAUCUCGGCUCAAAGUAACAAAGUUUUCCCCCUGUGCAAUUCUGACCAAUUAGAGAGUACUUCUGACAUACUUCAUGUGAACAAAGACCAGACUUCUAUGUUAGAAAUCGUUUCAUAACUCGGAGCAGAGAAAACCAGAAAACCCCUGUGAAAAUCAACGCUCAGUCAACAACUCCCUGAGAAACUGUGGAUUCCCAACAAAAAAGCCAGAAGCUUUUAAAGAAGUUGAUUCUUUAUUGUCAGUCCAUCAAAAGAUCAACAUAGUGAUGACAUUUUCAUAUCUGUGUUGUGUGUUUCACCUAUGAGAGGAGGUAUGUAAAUCAGCUCUAACCAGUGCGCUCUGUGUGACUCAGCCUGGGGACUGUUCUGCUCAAACUGUAAACUACAUUAAGGUCACUCUGGUCCACUGAAACUUCCCCUGUGAAUUUUUUUAUGUAGCCGUGUCUCUUUUUUCUUCAAAGUGAGAAGUUUGUGUUACUUACACUCACACUCUCUAGCUAGAGUGUCUCAAUUAUAAAGGAUAUUUGAGGUAGUUUUGAGGGAAAUCUGCUGGAUCUCCAGGAGAGCCAGGAAAAAGACAUUUUAAAUUCUGAGCUCUUAGUGGAGUUUUUGACUUUUAGGUGAAAUGUUGCAUGUUUGGUGUGUAAAAUCAGUUUGUGAAAGUGUUUGACACUUCCUGCUCAAUGCCGGCUUCGUACACAGUCAUUACACCGCCGCAGGAUCUUAAUAGCAGAGUAAUUACACAGUGAAGACUGAGGGAGGGAACUGCAGCCUACAAGGUAAAGGCUUCCAUGUGUGUGUGUGAGUAAGGUUUAGGGUGGGGGGUGUAAUCCAUUUUAUUGUUCUUGUCACUGUGUGCGUUUUGAGACUGUAACACCUCCUUGAGCUGUGGUCAGAGUUGUGUUGCAGAGGGAUGCUGUGUAGGAUGUAGCAGAGUUUCCAGUGUGAGAAUCCAUUUGUUCACUCUGAGUGUAUCUAUGUCUCAAACAGGUGGUUUACAUGCGCAGCUGUGUCUUCUCUCCUGCAUGUGUUUUUCUCACUAUCUCUUAUGCUGGUUCUUACACAAGCUUGAAAAAAAAAAACUCCAUGCACUCACUCUUCUCUCCCAAUUAUUCUGUCACACCCUGCAUCCCCUGCCACUGGAGUCUUGCAAAAGAAACCUCAGCAGGGACGGAGUCCUCAGGGUAUGUUUACUGGCAGCUUUAUGUGGUUCUUUAUUAUCAACUUGGCACUUAGCAACGUUUAAGACCUUCUGGAGGCUAAUUGAAGGCUAGCUGUAAAUGCCGUCUUUUGAAAUACAGAGAUUUGUUCCACGCCUGUUUCUUCAGACUUUCAGAUUUCUAUAUCCAUGAAAGAUAACUGUAGCUGGUUUCCUGCAUAUUUAAUCAAAAAUGUUUCUUUCAAAGGGGUUUUCUCUUCCAAACCACAGAUUCUCCACAUGCUCAAUCUGUAUCCGGGAAACCGUCUGUCUUGGGCAUUUUCCUUUCAUUUCUUGCCUGACGCUCAUCAGCAUGUGGCCACUGUCCUUCCCUCUCCUCUUUUCUUUAUACCUCCAAUCUGAUUACUGGUGGUCGCGUGGUGGCCCACUUGCCAGGCAUGGCAGCCAUUUUCACCAUUUGGAAGCCAUAACGGCUUCUCGUUUGAAGACGAGACCCCUGUACUUGUGGCUUUCUCUGAAGACCCUUUUAUGGGGUGAGGGGGCUUCUCUCUGUCUCCACUAGAUCGAGUUCUGUCACACUCAAAUGUUGCACCCAACCCCACACACACACACACACACACACACACACACACACACACUCACACUACAACCCUGCUGAGGAGCGGUAGCUGCCGUGUCUUUCGUCUCCUUUGCCUGCAGUUCGUGCUCAGAUAGGGCCUCUGGCUGGCUCUGCCUUGUAAUCAGGGAACUAGAGGACUUGAGCUGCCACAGGGCCUGCUCACGUGACCUGGCCCCCGCUAACCACAAGCACUUCAUCCGAUACUCUGCGGUGAGCCAUGCGGCGGGGACAGCGUGUGCCUCUGUGAGCACCCAUUGGCUGGAACUUCUUUGUGUUUUUAAAUUGUUAGACCCUCCCUCCUCUCUUUGAUUUGACAGGGACUGUAAAAGGGGAAGGGGGUUUUAAAACACACUCAAACCGUCUCCUCUGUAUGUGUUCACAAAAAAGAGUAGAGUAAAAGAGAAAGUUAGAUCUUGGACUAUUUAAUCAUCAGCGGGAGUUCACCUAACAAGCUUGAAGACUUUGUGAGUGUGAGCUAUACUGUUUGUACCGUUGUCUUUGAUGAAAGGUGCAGUUUAUCCUUGAGUUUGUGCUAUUUUUAAAUGUUGUUUUUUAUACAAGAUGAAAAACUUCCGAUAUAGUUGAAUCUACUUUUAAAAACAAGUGGGGACAUUUUGUAUGUGUCAUUUGAUCAUUUUACUUUUAUUGUUUUCAGUCAAAUUUUAUUUAAGCAUCAGUUUCAAAUUAAUUUUAAAUCAGGAAAGAAGAAUUACUUCAUUCAACAAGAAAUAUAUCUUCUGAUUUAUUCACCUCUCAUCCUAAAAUACGAUGGUAUGCAUAUAGAAAUCAGGUUGUCUGUGUUUUCUUUAUUUUCUUUUUUAAUAUUUUAUUUGUUCACAAUAAAAUAACUUGUUUCCUCCACCGUUCCCACAGGAAAUCCCUCUGUCCGAGAUCCUGCAGGUUGAACAGUCCAGAGACUACAGUAAUCUUGCCCAGGGCAGCAACCCACACUGCUUUGAAAUCAUCACUGCCACCAUGGUCUACUAUGUUGGGGAGAACAACUGCAGUCACUACCACAGCCCAGCUCUGGCUGCCUCAGGAGUGGGCAUGGAAGUGGCUCAAGGCUGGGAGAAGGCCAUCAGACAGGCCCUGAUGCCCGUCACCCCUCAGCCCAGUGUGGCCAGUGCUGCUGGUCAGGGCAAAGAUCACAGUAAGUGGAAUAUGACAGCUCUCUUGCCCUUGAAACAUUUGAUUGUGGAUAAAUUAAUGACAAAGUUUGUAAUUAAGAUCAAGAUUAAGGAUGUUGGUUUUGAAAAUGGCUUAAGUAUUAGACAAGAGUUUGAGUUUCUCCUGUCAGUAAUGACUUGAGGUUUUUCCUUGACUCAGUACAGGACUAAGACAGAAACUAAAAUUUUUCUGCUUUGACUGGAUGUGUUUAAAAAAAAAUUAAUCAGGGGGCUUAGGUGGUCAAAAAAGAUAGAGUCAGUUUUGUGACGCCCCCGAAAGUUUUCAGCUGGCAGGAAAAUCCCUGUAGUGGCGUUUAUAGGCCAAAGGAAGUGAGGCUGUGAAGCAAGUCAUUGUCUGGAGAUGACAAAUGAACGGACCUGACUGUGCAGAAACUGAGAGUAACUCACAGUAUCAGCACAGAAGUGAGAUUCUCACUGAGCAGGAACCCUGAACAAAAAAGACAGGGAUUAUUGAAGUUUUUGAUUCAGGUCCUGUGGUUGAAAACUGAUUAGUGGAUCAGAGAGCCACUCAAGAGUCAAUAAUUUUUGCGGAAGACCAUUAUUUAAGUGUUGUUAUGAUAAUCAAAUAAUGAGGAAGUCUCAAGAAUGGAUCUCCUCAUGUGUAAUAUUCAGCUGCUUUCAAUGGGUAUGAUGUGAUGAAGUAUAAUUAAUGAAAAUAUCUUACCACAGAUAUUAAUGUUAUUUAUGCGGUUAUUUCUCAUUGAAAUAGUUAACUAAAUGAUCUCAUCAUCAUGCUUUCCUCUUGCUUUUAUCUUUUGGCAUUCUUCUUCAUAAGCUAGUAUUGUGGCUACUCCCAGUCCCCCUGUUAUGAAAUGCAUUGAAUACUUGCACCAUUCAGUCAUGCAUAACUUCUCUGAUCAGAUUUAUGGGCCAAUUUAUUUUGUAAUGAAAUGCCUGAUCUGUGCGGCUGUGACUCAUUCCAUUCAUUUGGGAUAAUCUUCGAGGUUGUGUAAAAGUAUAAUAGUGAGAAUAAUGGCCCUCACAUUAGUAUUACUUAAGGAGUCACUGGCUAUGUAAGGCACUUAUAAAACCUCAUGUGUUUUUCUCUCCAGAAGAGCUUUCCAUCAGCAUAUCUGUAUCAAACAGCCAGAUACAAGAGAAUGUGGUGAGUCGGGUUUCUUUAUUUGUGAAUAUGCUCUUGCAUAAUUUCCGGACACACACUUUAAAUUCAUGUUUCAAGAGCUAAUAAAGUAGCUAUUGUGGUAAAAUCAGACACGGUAUCCUACUGUUUCUUUACCAAAAAACCUGUGGAGAAACUUUCAAACAGAGUAAAAAAAGGGGAAGCUGCAGACCCAGUUUUUUGGUUAAGGGAUGUUUGUCUCACUUUCAUUUCUGCAUUGAGUGAAAGUUAAAUAUAAAGAAAUCUUUGGCAAUACCAGAAAACAUCCUGGAAGAGAAAUACUGGCUCUGGGGUUUUGACUAUGUAAAUACGAACCCAUUCUCAGCGCCAGGAUGGAAAAUUACACAAAUGUUAUAGCAGUAAAAGUUAAACACAACAGUGACCAUGCACAUUAUCUCUGCGCAGGAUAUUGCCUCAGUUUACCAAAUAUUCUCUGAUGAGGUUCUGGGAUCGGGCCAGUUUGGCAUCGUGUAUGGUGGUAUGUUUCCCUUUUUCAUAUGGAACCUCUUACAUUUUAUAUCAUGAAAUCCUACAGUGGAUUAUGUUUAAUCUGUUCCAGCCAACUUAAAGUUGCUCAUAUUCCCGUGUUCUUAUAAUGUUACAGGGAAACACAGAAAAAGUGGCAGAGAUGUGGCCAUCAAGGUUAUUGAUAAGAUGAGAUUCCCGACUAAGCAGGAGAGCCAGCUGAGGAAUGAGGUGGCCAUAUUGCAGGUAAUGAACAACUUUAUCGUGAGAUCAAAUCACAGGAUGAUCUUAAAGUAGGGUGACCAUACGCCCUCUUUUACCCGGACAUGUCCUUUUUUGGGGGGGACUGUCUGGUCUUGUCCAGGGGGAGUUUGUAAAAUCCUUCAAAUGUCCGGGGUUCUGUAUGAAAGUUUUGAGUUUUUAGUAUGCAUGUCCUCUUUUUGGGGAUUCAGAAUAUGGUCACCCUACUUAAACACAGAACUUUUAGUCUGAUGUAAAAUACACGUUUUGUUACUGUUUUCCUCAAGCAUCAUCGUAGACUCAGCUUUCUGUGUCUUUUCUACAGAAUCUGCAUCAUCCAGGUAUUGUUAACUUGGAGUGUAUGUUUGAGACUCCGGAGCGAGUGUUUGUCGUCAUGGAAAAGCUGCAUGGCGACAUGCUGGAGAUGAUUCUGUCCAGUGAAAAGAGCAAACUGCCUGAACGGAUCACCAAGUUCCUUGUCACUCAGGUGUGUUUUGUUGCAGAGAGACUUUUCCUCCUUUUGCUUUGUGUUGUCUAUCUGUUUCAUAAAGCAACAAACUUACACGAACUCAAACGGUAUAACUUAACCUGGAUCUGUAUCAAGUGUAACAUCACUUCCACACCAAGUAUUUUAAACAACAUAUCUUCAAACUAGAACCUUUUGAAUUUGACUUCAUAGACCUGCUUUCUUUCUCUCUCUUGGCCUCAUCCCUCUUUUUUGGGGGGUUUGCAUGGGCCUCUUUUCCAGCUCUAGGGCCUGUUUAUUCUUGUGGUAGGCUGAUUGAGGAGAAUUGUUUACGGCAUCAGUCUGCAUGGCAUCACAGCCUCCUCCCUGGCUGUGGAUUACAGCCCGUAGUGUGCUGGUGGCUUUGUGGCUUGAUUAGAAGAGCAGCAAGCCCCUGAGCCGCUCUGGAUCCCCUGUCCCAAACAGGAGCGGAGCCAUUAACAAGAGCCCCAUUAGCUGCGGCAUGCCUGGCUCUGAUGUGGCCAGGAGGACUUCUGUCAAAUUUAGGGUCAGGAUAAGGAAGCCAGGCUCACAGUGGUUUUGGUACAAGGCCAUAGGCAGACAUGCAUGCAGUGUAAGCUUAAACCAGGCCCCAUGAAUGUAGAUGGGAUAGUGAGAUCAUGUGUCUUUAUGCAAAGAUAAUGGUCAGGAUGGAUGCAUUUAAGGGCAUUUUUAUACUUCUACUGUUGUUAUUUUUCCAUAUGAGAGAACCAUAAAUUCUACUGCCUUAAAUAUACAAACAUUAAGAGGUUUAGACCGCGCGCUAUACCACUCACUCAGAUCCCAGGGUUUCAAGUCUUUUCAUGUGGAGUUUUUGAGCUGACUGUUGGAUGACAUUUUCUUUCAACAGAUUCUGGUGGCUUUGAGACAUCUACAUUUCAAAAAUAUUGUUCACUGUGACUUAAAGCCUGAGAAUGUUCUACUGGCUUCUGCAGAGCCCUUUCCUCAGGUAAAAAAAAUAAAACACACAAAUGUGUACACAAGUCUUUGUUUUGCUGUCUGUAUAAACAAUGAAAAUAUUUUCCAUCUCCCUCCAGGUAAAGCUCUGUGACUUUGGCUUUGCUCGCAUCAUUGGAGAGAAGUCAUUCCGGCGGUCUGUAGUGGGGACCCCAGCUUACCUUGCUCCAGAGGUGCUGCGAAGUAAAGGCUACAACCGCUCCUUAGAUAUGUGGUCAGUGGGAGUCAUUGUCUACGUCAGCCUGAGUGGGACUUUUCCUUUUAAUGAGGACGAGGACAUUAAUGACCAGAUCCAGAACGCUGCCUUCAUGUACCCCCCUACACCCUGGAAGGACAUCUCUGCAGAGGGUAAGAAGAAGAAGUUUGUCAAUGAGUCAACAUGUAAAUAAUCCCCAGUGCUUGCCUGAUGAGACUGUUGUUAGCACUACCUGCUGCUGAAGUUUGUCAAACUGAUACUCAGACCUGUAGCCUCAGAACCUCCCUCCCCACCUACUUGUCUGGGUUGUCUGAACUUUAUUCUGACUUUUCUUUUUCUGCGGUUGAUAUGAAACUUUUUCAAAACUGCCCAAGUGGCAACUCCUCCCACGUACAGUCUGAAAAGUAUCACUAGAUGAGGAACAUAACAGAGGUGUUGAUGCUAACGUUCGGUGAAGCUACUACAGUUGCCUCUGAUAUUGUUAUGCACUGCUGAUCUUUACUUUUUAGCACAAUCAACUCUGGGUCUUCAAAGGUCACUUUUAAAUGCCACAUCCAUCAGUAUGCUGUCAGUACUAAUGAUGUAUUACUUGGUUAAUUGAUGCAGCUAUUAUCUUUUUAACAGCCACAGAUUUGAUCAACAACCUUCUCCAAGUCAAGAUGAGGAAGAGGUACAGCGUUGAUAAGUGUCUCAGCCAUCCUUGGUUACAGGUGAGAGUGCAGCAUCAUCAUUUUUAAACAGUGAUUAAUAUAAAAUUGUGUGUAAAGAAACGACCAUUUUGCAAAUUGCUUAUUGUAAAAGGUAUUGAUGGCAAAGUAAGACAGAACAUCAGUAAAUAUAGGAAAUAAAAAGUAUUCAGUGUCUCCCACCUUUUCAAAGUGAUUGAAAUAUAAGAUCCAAAAUUGAGUUCAUUAUUUCCUAAGACAUAAGUUAGAAGAACAAUCAGGCUUAUUGAAUUACCUUCGCUUAAACUGUGCUCUGAUAACAGUCCUUCAUUCCUACAAGCACAUAUGUUGCUGUAUAAACACUUUAAACUUAAGAGCAUGUGUUUCUUCACAUCAUAUAAACCCUAAACUUAAUUUUUUUAAAAUUGAACAUGGUAAUACAUGAGCUGUAUCAGGGUAUCAGCUUGUCUUUUUCUGAAUUCCAGUAAUUUGAAUUUAAGGCCUUAAAAAGAAGUGAUUAGGAAAAAAGCUGUUAAGACAGUAAAUGAUCCCUCUCACCCACUGUACAGUGAGUUCCUUAUACUUCGUUCAGGCGGACGUUAUCAAGUACCUCAGGCAAAUCAUAACCUCUUCAAAAACUCAUUCAUUCCUAACGCCAUCAGGGCACCGAAUGAUAGUAGGCCUAUGUCUCGUUAGAUCUGCCUGUUAUGUACAGUACAUGCCACUGUUGUCCUCCCUCUUUUGCUGCCAAGAUGAUUUGUGUGUAUUUGUUAUGUGUCUGUUGCUGCUGUCCUUGUUGCUGUUGAUCUGUUUUUUGAACACGAUGAGAAUUUCCACUUGUCGACAAUAAAUGAACAAACGAACGAAAUGUCUAAAAAUUAUCUUGAAAUCGAAUAAAAUGUCUAAAAUAAAAAUUGAAAAGGUCUUAAAACUGCAUUAACUUUGCUUACAAAUAAAUAAUGUACCAUACAAUUUUAAGUAAUGUAAAAUGAUUCGAUUUCCUUUCAUGUCUUUUGUACUUUUUGGCCAGUAUAGAUGUAAAAUGAGUCUUAAAUUGCAUUUAUUACGGUCUCAUGAAAGUUUAAAAAAGUCUCAAUUUGACUUGUUGAAACCUUCAAAUGUAUACUAAAGUCUAUACAUACAUAAAUCUAUCAUACUAUCGUUGAAAAGAGCUUAUAGUUAAACCUUGAAUGACUUACAAGCUGAGUGUGUAUGUCUGUUCCUCUCAGGACUAUCAAACCUGGUUGGACCUCCGAGAGUUUGAGACACGUCGAGGCGAGCGCUACAUCACCCACGAGAGCGACGAUGCGCGUUGGGAGGAGUUUGCAGAUGAGCACAGUCUUGUUUACCCCAAACACUUCAUCAUGGCUCCCAACUUAGACGACAUGGAAGAGGACCCCUAGUGGCUCAGGGAUCUUACUACACCCCAUGUGUCAAAGACAAGAACUGAAGCUUUGAAUGUUCCAUCCUGAACUGUUUUGUUGUGGGAACAGAGGAGGAAUCCAAUCAGGUGGAGAAAAACUCUCCUAAUGCUUCAAUAGGGGAGGAAACCAGACAGAAACUGUAGUAUGAUCCCCUGCUAUAAGAAGCAUGCUAGAGGAGGUGUGUUCAGAGACACGUGUCGAGGAGCUGUCUGCGGAGAAGAGUGUUCAUCUGCUUUUUGCACAAUAUCCAAACAUUCCAUGGAUUAUCAUUUCCGAGAACAAUUGCAAACCAAAAUAUGCAAAGCAAACUUGAUAGCUUAGUUACUGAACAUGCAUUUUGGUAAUAAUAUGACUCCUCCCCAAGUGAGGAAGGAGACGAGAGAGAGCUUACCCCAGGAGUAAAGGGCACUUUUCACAAGGGAUUUACAGCCUGAGAAUUGAAAACAUGAGUUUUGUUCUCAUUUCUGAACUGUUUGUGAGAUUGUCCUUUGGCAUGAAACUGGAACCAUCACAUUUAUUUGGAUGUUUUUAUGUUUUAUGUAAUUGUGGUAGGUCUUUGCACUAUAUUACCUUGGAGACAUAGCAAUGGAAUAGAAACACUAUUCACUGCUACAGAGAGAAAACACCUCUUCAGCAUAAACUGGUGAUAUUCAGAAGAAAGCUGAAAAGUCAAACAGUGUUGGCGACUUUGUAAUGGUAAAGGACCAAAUAUGUUCCCCGUGAAAAUAAUAUUUUCUGUGUUUUCAAUUCUUUAUUAAAGAAAAGCUACAGGACCAAACUCAUUAACUUUCAGUAAAAGCAAUAAUGGAGCCAUUUCUCUCUGUUCAACAUGAAGCUGAAUCAGCAACGUCAUGUUUCUGUGUAUCUUUCUCUGUUUUCUUGUUGUAAUGUGACUUUCUAAGCACAGUUUCUGGAAUAUGUGUUUUUGAUGCUUUGAUUAUCUUAAGUGCUGUUUGACCAACUUUGGUUACAUUGAACAAAUAUUUUGUUUCUCUCUUGGUUUUCUGGACCAAAUCAUCAGCGCUUUCAUCCAGACUGAGUAAAUUCAGUGCAAUGACAUUUUGGUUAUAUGGGAGUUGAAGUGCUACAGUCAUGUUGGUGUGUUUUGGGAGUACGCUCCUGUGUCCUGUUGUCCUUUUCUCGUCUUUGUUGCCGCUGGAUUGGCAGGUGUCAGUGUUUUGUAUAUUUCAGUACAUACCAAUGGAAUAAAAUCCCAAUUUCUUAACUAGGAA
Xyrichtys novacula (pearly razorfish) is the source of this 45076-nucleotide messenger RNA. The record is from the annotation of a GenBank genome assembly. Lineage: Eukaryota; Metazoa; Chordata; Actinopteri; Labriformes; Labridae.